This is a messenger RNA of Podarcis lilfordi (Lilford's wall lizard), 59084 nucleotides long. The record is from the annotation of a GenBank genome assembly. Lineage: Eukaryota; Metazoa; Chordata; Lepidosauria; Squamata; Lacertidae.
AUGAUCUGGAAGAACGGUAAAUCCUUUUGUAAGCAUCUGAUGAGUGUCUACUGCAUUAUUAACUCCCACCAGAGGUCACUCAAAUCAUAGGUUUGAAAUAAUAAUUCAGUAUGUUGCUUUGAUAAAAUUUUGCUCACAUCGAUUCAUAUUAUCUUUCCUAAUAAUUCAUAUUGUGCCAUCAGUUCAAACAGGUUUGAAUCAGUGGGAAUGGGAACUGUGUAGUUCAGCAGAAAUUUGUACACUCACUGCAUAUAUGGGGGCAAACUUCUGUGAAACACCCCCCCUCCCCAUUAUUUGAACUUGAAAACACGGGCCUUGCAUGGGAGAUGCGAGUCCACUACACUGACAUGUAUAUUUUCACUGCCUGAUUGUGUGAAGCGGAUUCUGUCCCUGAUGUGCCAGUAGGGUUUUGAGAGGAGCCUUUUUCCUCUUUGCAGUUCCGCAGAGCUCAUAGACCCAAGAGGAAUAACUCAUCCAAUGCCACAAACAGAACAUUUCAUCUCACUUCUGAGCACAGUGUUUCCAAUGGAAUAAAUUCGCACAGCACUGAGUCAUCAAGAGGCGAAGAAAAACAAGUAGAAUUAUUAUCAUUUUAUUACACUGGUAUUGAAGGAAGGUGAGGACAGGCGACCUCACCUAGGCCCGAAGUCACCCCCCCACCAAAGCAGGCUCAAAGCUUCUCAAAACUUUUCAAAAUCAUUUUCUUAGCAGCUAAGCAUCAGAAACAUUCUGCUCUGCUGUAACAAAGGUAGAGAACAGUCCAUUGUUUCUCAGGCCUUUCUCAUGUCUUCUGGCCUUGCUAAAGAACCACAUUGCAACUUACUUUCUGUCCGGGAACCAUGCCAGAACAAGAGAUUGAAACAUAUCUGAACAUGCGGUAAAACCCGUGGCGUCUCACCCCCUUUCCUGGGAAGGGUGCCAAGAGUCCACAAUAGUCCCAGACAGCUUUCUGUUCAUGCUCAGAGGAACUCCUGAGGGAGGAGAAAGGGGGAGGGAACUGGAAAGGGGUAUAUAUGCUUGUGCACGUGAUUGUGAACUCGUGCAUGCUUUUUGUGACUUAUCACACUUGCUCCUUCCACCAGUUCAUGGAUGGUAGAAAUAAAAGCCUUUUCUCCGAAACUAUUCCUGGAGUGUCUGUUGACUCCCACUUCCCUUUCCCAGGCGCAAUAUUUUUCCCACCCGAGGGCAAAACCUCAUAAGGCUACAUUUCACAGUCCUUGCAUUCAUCCGAAGAUAUCAGGGUGGCUCAUGGUAUAAAAACACAAUAUAUAAAACUCAAAAGCAUGUAAUAAAACAAUAACAAAAACCACAGAACAAAUAAACACCCCCAAAAAAACAAACACAUUUAAAAAGGGGUAUAAGAUGUUAAUUAACCAAAGGCCUGGUUGAAUGUAUUCGUCUGGCUCCUAAAGGUGUAUAAUGGAAGGGACCAGAUGAACCUCCUUGGGGGAGAGCAUUCCACAAAUCUGAUAGCACCUUAAAGGCUAUAAAAAAUAAAAAAAAUAGGGCACAACCUUUCAUGGAAUAGGGUCCAUUUCCUCAGAUGCGUGGUAUAUUUAUUACUAUUUCAUUUAUCCACGCAUUUUUAAAAGUUCCCUUUCCUGACCAUGGUUGCCUCCCCAAUAAAACCUCGCACCAGAAGAAAGAGGUGGGAGUUACAAAUUUUAAAAAAAUGAGGCAUGCGAGAAAAAGUGAGCGUAGACAAAAGUGUGGGGAGCAAAAUCCACCUUCCAAGGCCAGGCCGCCCGUGAUACUGUUUGUGGGCUAAGCCUUUCCCCUCUCACCCGGCCCGUUGCCUUGGCAACCCGCCCGCCCCCGCUGCCGCGACGUCCAUCACGAGAACGCCACGCCCCUCCAUCGAGCAGCCAGUAAUCCGCGCGAAGCGAAGGGGGCGGGCCCAGCCAGUUGGCAAGGUAACGAGGUUAGCCUCCCGCCUGCGGCGGCUGCUUCUUUUCCUCCGCGGCGUCGCCGCGCUGCGCCUCUCUCGGAGCUGUCAGCGCGCGCGGAGUGCGCGUGCGUUGUCGUGCGUGCGCGGGCAAGUCCAGUAGCGCCUGCCAGCGCCUCGCCACGGGCAGGUAGGCAGCAGCGGCAGGAGGCAGACGGGCAAGCGAGCGGAGCCGAGAGCGGGUUGGUGUGGCGAGGAGACCAACCUGUAGCCCUUGAUGCAAGCAGGUUGUCUGUUCCCCAGGUGGGAAGCGGGCGGGAAAGGGGCCUCGCUGACCUUUCCUAGGCGUGGCUUGGCUGUCGUGCAGCCUGGGAGCCCUUGCAGCCACGUUGCGGGAGUCCUGCCUGUGCGCUGCUGGCCUGGCCGCCUUUCCCUUUGGGCUCUAUUUAUCUCGCAAUUCGUACUUGGCUUGUGGUCCUGAUUCCAACCCUUCACGCUCUUCUCUCCUGCUCAUGAUAUUCAUCUGUAGCUCUUGUGCCUCUUUCGUUUUUUAGGUUAUGGAAAAAUAAGUACGUUUUCUGGCAAGCGUUUCGGAUUAAGAUGCUUGCUCCCCCCCCCCCAUCCAAAAGGACAGGGUGUGCUUAACUUUUUCUUUUUAAAGGGGGGCGGGAUUAGAAUACUUUACAGUUCCAUGUUUUGUGAUCCGGGUGCACGUGGGAAGUGGCUAUUGCAAACAAGCAUUUUUUUCAGGUAGUAAUAAUAGAAGCGUUUUGAUUUUUGUUUUGUGUUUGUACAAGCGGGGUUUCUAACAGCGUGCCAUCACUUUAAAAAAACAACAACUUGUUGCAUGUAGAUUUGAAGGAAAAGUGUAUACAGUUUUUGGUAUAAAAGGGCAGGCAUAGUGCUGCAAUGCUUUCCCCACUUUGUACGUGUCUACAACAUUCAGAGGUGUAGCUGUGUUAGGAAAAACAAAUUGUCUUAGGUUGACUGUGGCAUGGGCUUCCUUGGACUAGAGCCAUCAGAUGUAGGCUCCCAUCCAGGAGACUACAUACUGCAAUAAAUCUAUUAGUUUUUAAGAUGUCACAUCUACAACAUUCAGUGGUUGAAAUGGGAGAGAUGCUGAACAAUAUAUAGCAACAAUAGAGUAAGGCAAGCACUCAAAUAGAUCAUAGAACAUUCAAGCAAACUUAAAGAAUGCGAUGUUGUAAGCCAAGUACUGUAUUGAAGAGCCAACUAUCCCUUCCCCCAUUCAGUUGCAUGAUGAAAUGUGAAGGCAGUGUGAAGUGAUCUCUCUAUGGAACUGGGUUGUUUUAAAGACAAAAACAUGGCGACAUUGAAAUUCUGUGCUUUUGUAAAGCUGAAAAUCCCUUGCUUGCUUAAUGAUGACACUGGGGGUUAGCAUUAUUAUUCCCUUUGAAUAAUCCAUUUGUCUAACAGUGAUAUCUGCCCAGAGUGUUCAUUUGAUUUCAUGGAGAAUUAAAAUGCAAAAUGUUUAAACAUGUGGCUUACAAUGAGAUCAGAAAAAUAAAUUGGAAAGUGGAAGAAGUAUGUGCAGUUUGAGUAAUGAUUACUUGUGUACAGAUAUACACAUCCACAGGAGCUCCUGCUCCCCCACAACUGGCCCUGUUGGCUCUGCCCAUUCUUCCCUUUCCUCCUCUAUCAAACUGAACACUGGUUUCUUCUCUCUUCAUCUCCUCCACUCCACCCCACUCCAAUAUUUUGGGCAGCUUUUAGCUUAAAAAAAAGGGUUUUAGGUAUAUGACAUGUUCCUCUACUUAAAUGUAGAUUUGGUGCCUUUUCUAAAAAGUGAGUGUAUUAUUAUUUUUCAACUUGAAAGUGCUUGUUGUGUGUGUGUUUUAAUAAUAAUCACAAGAGCCAGCCAACGAGCAUGCUGCUCAGCCAGCUUCUUGAAGAAGGACUCGUAGCUAGGGUCUAUGAAAAAAGUACAUCUUACCCAAAAGGGGUGCUUGUGGAUCCCCAGUAAGUUCCCCCCUCAAGCUGUGUACAUUGUGCAUCAAGUGCCUUUGCAAAGGACCAUUAAAAAAUAACUUGUGGAAGUGCUAACUAGGAAGAGAGUUUAUUUGUAGCCUCAUGGUGAACUGCAUUCUGACACUGCUUAUAAUCUGUUUAAAAACUGCCUCAGAAGUACAGGUGACUAACAGUCCACAUGCUAAACUUUCAUGCAGCACACUAUGUGGUAAUCCACAGAGUUAGGACUGAUGUACUGUACUGUGUAUGUGCAGCAGAACUGAAUAAUUCAGUCCAGGAAAAAUAGUGCUACAUUGGACUGUAGCUGAGGAAACAUGAUCCAGUGUUCCCUUCCUUUAAAAAAAAGAGAAAAACUUCUUGCAGACCAAAAAACCCCCAGCACACCAGAGGAAUAUUCCAUUAGAACCCACUAGCCAACCAUUUUAUAAGAUUGACCAUAAGGGUUAAGAAGCCUUUUUUGUUACUCAGCACUUAUCCAGUGAGCCUUCCUGCUGUGUUUGGAUUCCAGUUAUAUUAAUUUCCCCUUCAAAUGUUUGUUUCUCAGUUUUACUAAAUAAACAUGAGAGAGAAGCAACAACAGAACAGAAUUUUUAUAGGAAGUAAUAAUGCUUUCCAGUGGGAUACUUGGGGUGUCCAUGGGCUGGUUCUUGAUGUUAUUGGUAGUAUGGUAUUUUAGUUAUAGCAAUAAAGACAAUGACUAGACUGAAUGCCUGUAGAGAGCCUAAACAGGAACGGUUAUAUUUACGUAUUCCUAUCCUUGAAACAUCACAGCUUCUUUGAAAACGUUUUCACAAAACUCUCCUUCCUUUCAGCUAUUGUUUAUAAACUAUUCUUCUCCAACCUAGUGCUCUCCUGAUGGUUUGAACUACAACUCGCAUCAGCUUCAACUAGGACAGUUGUGCCUCAUGUUGGAUUUCAUGGCUCUAGUAGCCUAAUUUUUCAGUUUAUGGGGAGGGUUUUUUCCCCUCCCCCUGCUUUGUGUAGCAUCUUGCUUUAUUAAGAGAUCUGGAGAGUACAAAAGCUUUCUAUAAUUUUGUGUCAUUUUGGUCAAUACCAUAAAGGUAUUACUGAAAUAAAGUUUCAGUUAGCUUCAUAUCGGCCUAGACUUCUUUUAACUCCUUGUAUAAAGUGCUAAAAGGAUUUCUGUGGCAGUAGCUUCACCUUCAGAUUCUGAAGUUCUGCUUACUCUGUUAAGCUCCAGGGUGCUCCUUAACACUUUUCCAGCUCUCUCCCCUGGACCAUCAUCGUUUACAGUGGUGCCCCGCAAGACGAAUGCCUCGCAAGACGAAAAACUCGCUAGACGAAAGGGUUUUUCGUUUUUUGAGCUGCUUCGCAAGACGAUUUUCCCUAUGGGCUUGCUUCGGAAGACGGAAACGUCUUGCAAGUUUGUUUCCUUUUUCUUAACACCGUUAAUACAGUUGCGACUUGACUUUGAGGAGCAACUCAUAGAACGCGGUGUGGUAGCCUUUUUUGAGGUUUUUAAAGACUUUGGUGAUUUUUGAAGCUUUUCCAAAACUUUCCUGACACUGUGCUUCGCAAGACGAAAAAAAUCGCAAGACGACAAAACUCGCGGAACGAAUUAAUUUCGUCUUGCGAGGCACCACUGUAUAUACUUGUGAGUUCUAGCACCCUAGUCCCAGUGGACUGCUGCCACAUAACACUUAACUUGUUAAGCAGAUUAAGCAAAACUUUUCCAUAAGUAUGGUAUAUGGUCUCAGGGGUGCCCAAACUUUUUUCAACGAGGGCCAGGCUUUUUACAAUUUGACCCCAUAGUUGUUGAGUUGUUGUUUUUUUGGAUUUUACCCCGGGUCAUAUACUGCCAUGGGGGCCAGAUUAAAUCGAACAGAGGGCCGGAUUAGGCCCCCGGAACGGACUUUGGACUAGGGGAAGUUUAUGCAUGCAUCUUCAGAAACCUGGACUUUAAAAAGAAACUUGUUUGAAUGUUAAAAACUUGUGUAUACUGUAAUAAUGUUACAAUGUCUUCACUUUAUAUGCAGGUCUGGAUCCAGGGUUUGAUUCUGCAGAGUGCACUGUGUUCUUAUUGCCUUUUGGUAUUAAUUGAAGGCUAUGUGGUUAGUGCCAUGUAGAACCAUAGACUUUUAUGCAAGGGUUUCUGGGGUCUGGACCAUGGUGACACUAAUCACAUAAUUAAGUAGCAAUGCAUUGGAUGGGAUUUGUGUUUAUAUCUCCUUUGAAGACUCCUGGGAUUACUUUCAAAAGCUGGUCUAAAUUUAGAUCAAAUCAAGAAUAUCCCCAUUUAUCUUUGUUAUAAGUUUAAUAUUGUACGGUUACGUUUUGUUUUAAAUAAACGGCUCUAAUUUCAUAUGUUGGAAAAAAUGACCAAGACUUUCUUGUUGGAAGGGAGCAGCAAUUGAGAAGUACUUGUAUAUUAAGCAGAAAGCCUGUGGUAGAUAAAUAAAUAUUGAAAGCAUUAAUAGAAAUUCACUUUGAUUUACUACUUCAGAUGAGCCAUAUCGUGUAUGUGGUGCUGUGGUCUAAACCACUGAACCUGUUGGACUUGCUGAUUGGAAGGUCGACAGUUCAAAUCCAUGAGGUGGGUUGAGCUCCCAUUGCUCUGUCCCAGCUUUUUCCAACCUAGCAGUUUGAAAGCAUACCAGUGCAAGUAGAUAAAUAGGUACUACUGUGGCAGGAAGGUAUACAGCAUUUCCGUGCGCUCUGGCUUAUGUCACGGUGUUCCAUUACGCCAGAAGCGGUUUAGUCAUGCUGGCCACAUUGCCCAGAAAGUUGUCUGUGAACAAACGCCAGCUCCCUCGACCUGAAGGGAGAUGAGUGCCACACCGCAUAGUUGCCUUUGACUGGGCUUAACUGUCCAGGGGUCAUUUACCUUUGUACCUUAUCAUGUAUGCACCUUAUGAGGUUGACUGAGAUUGAAUUUGGAGUGAGGGUGAAGUUGCUCUUUUACGGCGCAAUACUAUGCAUUUCUAUUUGAAAGUGAGCCCCUUCAAAAUCAGGGGUAUAGGAUUGCAGCAUAAGUAAGUUGCCAAUCUUGCCUUCUUGGGCAAGGUUCUGUAGACUAUAUCCAGGCACUCUUGGAGGAAACUGAUUUUCUAGAUCCAUUUCAAUCCGGGUUUAGACCCAGUUUUGGCAUAGAAACUGCUUUGGUUGCCCAAUAGAAUGACUUGUGUCAGGAGAGAGACAGGGGAAAUGUGUCCCUUAUAAUUCUCCUUGAACUCACAGGCGCUUUCAGUACCAUCAGCCUUGGUAUCCUCCUGGAGCACCUAUCCGAGUUUGGGGUGGGUGCUUUGCUGUGGUUAGUCUUUUACAGAGGUUGAUGCUUGGGGACUGCUCUUCGGGCCUGUGGAUUCUUCAGUGUGGGGGUUCCUCAGGGUUCAGUUUUAUCCCCUGUGCUGUUUAACAUCUACAUGAAACCGCUGAGUGGGGUCAUCUGGAGCUUUGGAGUACGUUGUCAACAAUAUGCUGAAGACACACAGUUCUGCUUCCAGUCUUGGAAUUACCGGUAGUCUCUCCCCCCCCCCCCCCAAUUUUAGUUGAGUGGACAUUUGAAGGGGAAGAUUAAGCUUCCUUCUCACACCUUUCUGCUCUUUAAAAAAAAUAAAAAAUGCCACGUACUUUUAAGAAAAUAUGUGGUUGAAAGCAUCACAAUGAUGCGAAUUUCAGACAACUUAUGGUUGCUUGCAUGUCACCGUUCGAAAAGAAAAGAAAAGAAAUGCAAUGUUGGACAUCCAUUGGAUCUUAGCUCAAUCACUGGCCCCGAUGUUACAGAGGUCUGACUGGCCUCAAUUGGAAGUUGGACAUUUAGCGUCACCUAUCCCAUGCUCUGGAACACUAUUCCAGCAAAGAUUUGGCCGGCAUCCUUGCUUUUAACUUUCAGGCAUCACUUCAAGACAUUCUUUUUGCCCACAAACAUUUGCAGGUGUUUUGUGUGUGCGUGGGGGUGUCUCUCACCAAUCACCUUAAUGAUUAUAUGCGUUUCAAAUUUAAUUUCAUUUUUAAAAAUGGUAUUCUGUGUUUAACAGUGUACACCAGCUUGAUAUUUUAUGAUAUGGUAAUAGUUAAAUACUUCUAUAAAUAAAUACAGUGGAUGCUCGGGUUGUGAACGUGAUCCGUGCGCGUCUGUGCAUUCAUCGCAAAGCGCGAUCGCUGAAACCCGGAAGUAACCCGUUCCGGUACGUCCGGGUUUUGGCGGUCCGUAACCUGAAAAAACACAACCUGAAGCAUCUGUUACCUGAGGUAUGACUGUAUAGGCCACUGGAUUGAUUGCACACAGAGGCAUGUUGCCCAUAGAGGCCGGGGUGCCAAGUUCUGGAGGGCUCCAGGGAAGAGGCAGAGGCUGGACGCAUCGCCUCCUGGCAUCAGCUCGCUGCCCUUGCCCGCCUCCGCCAUGCCGCUCCGAAGCAGCACCGCGCCUGGAGCCUCUACCUACUGUGGCCACUGUGGCACAGGCACCAGUGAAUAGGCGGAGGCUGGGCGUGGCGCCUCCGGGCACCAGCUUGCCACCCUCGCCCAAGCAGCGCCGUGCCCGGAGCCUCCGCCUCUUCCCCACCAAAGGAGCCGCCCUCCAGCCGCUGCCUGCCUCCUCCAGCCCUGCAAUGCUGCCGGCAGUGCCAUAAAAAGCUCAGCAACUCUGGAAAACGGGGGGGAGGGGCGCCGGAGGGAUCUUUGCACUACGGCACCGGAUAUACUUAAGAUUGUCCUGAUUGCACAGUGUUCAUUGAGAUUUAAUUUCCAACAUUCUAUCACUGCAUUAGUGCUUAGGCUGCAGUCUUAUGCAAACUAACUUGGGAUGGGAGUGAAUCCCAUUGAACUAAGAGAGACAGUCUAUGUUGUUUUCUAUAGCCCGAAAGAUUAAUAAACUUCAAUAUCAUAAUAUAGUAAUGGUUUUGUGUGUCCCCCCCUCCCAUCCUAAGUUGUUCUCCUUUCCUUGUUUGGAUCUCAUACCAUAUAUGGAUCUUAUUUGUGCUUGAAUCUUUUAAAAAUGUUUUCUAUGAAAUAGUCAUAGUCAAACUUGCUUUUAUAGAUGAGUUGAUUUCACAGAGCAUAGGGCUCAUCUCUGUGUAGUCUCAGAAAUUUCCACACAGAAUCCAUAUUGCCUUAGCAUUAUUCAAGGGCUUAGUUACCAUAUCCUACAUUUCAAGUAUACAAUGGCUUGGAUGAGUUGUAUUUCGUAUUGGUUUGAUGAAGACGAUUGGUAUGAUGGACAGCAAAGAGUAAGAUCCUUUCUUUUCUAGAAAUAACUGCUUUGUAUUGAAUCUCACUGAAUCUCUCUGCAGCAUAUUGCCUGUUGUUUGUAGCAUUUAUACUUCGCACUGCAGUGCAGUGAUUGAAUCAGAAAUAUUUAUUUGAUGGGUGAAAUUAAAAUUAAUCAUGUAAUGCAAUGUUUUACAAUAACAAUUUGAUGUUUGGAGCUAAAGGUAAGCUGUCAGUUUUCAAACAGUGGUAUCUGGUUGGGGUUCUGUGCUUAAAAUACAGUAUACUGCAAAAUGUUUAUUUUACUGAAUUGGAAGAAAUUGAUGCAAUAGCUAUGAAGGUGGGAAAUAAUUAAGAAGUGAUUAAUAGAUAUAAAGCCAGUUUUACUAAAUGCAGCAUUGAAUUUUACUCAGUGUUUUUUGAAGACUGGUGUAGGCAUUAACAGUAUUUUUCAGUAAGAAACAGGGUUGCUAUGGUGAUCUUUGUAUGAUGUUUGGGGGGGAAAUUUAAAGAUAUCGAACAACUGCUUAGGAAAUUAUAAUUUUCUAUGGGUUUAAGAGAGAGUAGAGGGAGUGGAAAAGUCUGGAUUUUGGUGCACUGGUUGUAAGUUGCAUGAAAUACAUCACAGUGCACAAAUGCAGCUGCAUAGAUCCUCUUUGUUGUUAUGAUCAACAUCUUGCAGCAGUGCAGUUUUAAAAAUGGUACAGCAGGAUAAAAAGAUCAGUUCAAUAUUGUAUUUUUAAAAAAUCAUAGCAAGUUAUAACUAUGUCUAAAAGAAAUAAUAUGAACAGAAUUUAUUAAUUAAAUAUCUUUCAUAUCCUGCUUUUUCUGGGUAGAGCUCAAGGCUGUGUUCAUACGGUUUCUACGCCAUCUUCCAUUCAGAUACUUCUGAGACCCAGAUCUGAUUACAUUCUGCAAGGUUGUAGCAUCAUGUGGCUUCAAACCUGAGAAGCUGAAUGAACAUAGUUUAGCACAAGAGAACAAAACAAAGGAAGAUGCACUGACAAUACAAACAUACAAAUAUGGAUGCCAUAAUAUGUGAUGAGUCAGGCAGAUGGAUCUUUUGUGAAUAAUAUGUAUGUACACAUAUACAUAGGGACGCGGGUGGCGCUGUGGGUAAAACCUCAGCGCCUAGGACUUGCCGAUCGCAUGGUCGGCGGUUCGAAUCCCCGCUGCGGGGUGAGCUCCCGUCCUUCGGUCCCAGCUCCUGCCCACCUAGCAGUUCGAAAGCACCCCUAAGUGGAAGUAGAUAAAUAGGUACCGCUUUAUAGCGGGAAGGUAAACGGCGUUCCGUGUGCUGCUCUGGUGCUGGUUCGCCAGAGCAGCUUCGUCUCGCUGGCCACAUGACCCGGAAGUGUCUAGAGUGAGAUGAGCGCACAACCCUAGAGUCUGUCAAGACUGGCCCGUACGGGCAGGGGUACCUUUACCUUUACACAUAUACAUGCAUGCUGAAGGUGCAUGUAUAUACACUAUGCAUUACUCACAUAGGAGUGACAGGGACAUGACAGAGGGAUGGAGUCUCUUUUCUUGUUACUUCUUGUGUGCGUAGUUGUAUUAAGGGUUGUCACCUGAUUAAAGAAAUAAGUAUUUAUGAAAACUGCAGAUGAUAUUUUAGAAGAGAUAUUUUACCUUGUGUUUGAGAGCUGGGUGGGUGCCUCCUUAAAGAUGGCUCCCCCCUACACACAGCAGAUAAUAACAUUGCUUGACUAAAAUGAAUGUCCUGCAGAAAUUAAUAAAUGGCAUUAUAUAUGACAUUUCAGUGUUUUCUCAUUUGUGCACACACAAAUUGUUGGAAACAGAAAGACAGCAUGCAUUGGAUAUGACUGGCAAUAAGUUGAUUAAUUAAUGUAUUUAUACCCACUUUUUUCUCCAAGGAGCUCAAGGUGGUGUACUUGGUUGUCCCACCAGUGGUAGUCCUUGGAAUCUCAAAUUUCAGCAGUGCCUUGUGGAAUGCCCAAAUUUGGUACCCCCUCCCGCCUCUCGCCUUCCAUUUUACAGCAUAGUUGUGGAAGCCCUGAGGCUCCAUGCCCAGUGUGACCUAACUGGUCGUGCUCCCCUAAAUCUGCCUCUGCUCCCACUCUUCAAAUGAUCCCCGCAACAACCCUGUGAAAUAGGUUAGGCUGAGAGGCAGUGGCUUGCCCAAGGGCACCCCUUGAGCUUAAUGCUGAGUGGGGAUUCGAACACUGGUCCCCCAGGUCCUACACCACACUGGCUCUCUUACUUAUACACAAUGAUAAGGUAUUAUCAUGAAGUUAGAGCCAAUACUGAGAACACAAGAGCUGGAACAGGAAGACUUCAGGAAAAUGCACACUUGCAUAUUAACAUGGUACCUCUUCGAGAGCUGUAGUUGCCAGGCUACUGACAUUGCUGUGUCGUGUGUGUAGUGCUCCACCAUGCUUGGACUGCUCUCCAGCAUCUUUUAGUAGCAGUAUUAUUUCGUUAACAACAUCAGGAUUUAAUUUCCUCAGCCGUUGAGUAAAGCAGUUUCACAUUAUAGGCAGAAAGAGGCUGCAUAUUUGGAAUCUGCAGGGCUUUGGAACGGACAUGGAAAUCCUUAAAUGGCUUGCAGAAAAUGACAUCUCUGUUAAGGUAGGGGUAACCGAGUCAUUCAGCUUUCUCAAGCCAGCCCAUUUUAUUAAAAACAUACUCAUGUUCAAAGAGAUCUAGAACAAAUAGUCCUUCAAUUUUAUCACUUUUCUAUAUUUAGAAACGAGGAAGGGCUUAAAAUAUUGCUCUGGCUGGGAGAAAAGUCUCUCUCCCUUCCCCUUUGUUGUAGCUUUGGUAACCAUAGUCAUCAAUUUUUACAAUAUUUUAUGAUGUAAAAUACGAGUGUAGCAAAAUGUUUUUGUGUCACCUGUGUCUUGAAUAGCUGAGACUUAUUUGGCAAGGCUGAUUUUAUGCAUUCCUACUCUUGAAGAGGUUUAACUUUUCUUUUUCUUAGAGUUGCUUUCAGUUUGUGGUGAAUAUGCUUCUCUGUGACUGAUUUAAAUUACUGAGGAAGUCAGUUACCGUAUUUUUCACUCUAUAAGACGCACCAGACCACAAGACGCACCUAGUUUUUGGAGGAGGAAAACAAGAAAAAAUAUAUUCUGAAUCUCAGAAGCCAGAACAGCAAGAGGGAUAGCUGCACAGUGAAAGCAGCAAUCCCUCUUGCUGUUCUGGCUUCUGAGAUAGCUGCGCAGCCUGCAUUCGCUCCAUAAGACGCACACACAUUUCCCCUUACUUUUUAGGAGGGAAAAAGUGAGUCUUAUAGAGCAAAAAAUACGGUAGUUCUGGUUUGGAUGCAUAAUGUUGACUAGUGGUUCAAGUCUUUGCACAAUUGAUUUUAGAAUACAGUGGUACCUCGGGUUAAGUACUUAAUUUGUUCCGGAGGUCUGUUCUUAACCUGAAGAACCACUUUAGCUAAUGGAGCUUCGUGCUGCUGCUGCACAAUUUCUGUUCUAAUCCUGAAGCAAAGUUCUUUUUUUUUUUUUUUUUUAAAGCAAUUUAUUGGAUUUUACAAUAGGAAUAAAUGUAAUAAACAAUAUAACAUUCGUCUUAACAUAAUUUCACAUUUUCUUUGGACUUCCUCACAUCUCCCGCUCCCACCUUCAUCAUUAUAACAUUUUGUCAGCAAUUUAUCAUCUUAUUUAAAUUCUUAUAUCUCUUCGAUAUUUCAUGAUCUUAUAGUUCUCAUAAAGAGUUAAACUUUCACAGUUUUUCUUAUUUUCUUAAAAACUUCUAAGUUAAGUGGUGCUCAGUUAUUUAGUCUAGCAUCUUAUUCAGCAUUCAGUCAAAUCACAAUGUUUUUGUAGGUAGUUCUUAAAUUUCUUCCAAUCCUCCUCGAUUCUCUCUUCUCCCAGGUCACGGAUUCUGCCAGUCAUUUCAGCCAGUUGCAUAUAGUCUAUCAGUUGCAUCUGCCAUUCUUCCAGUGUGGGUAGAUCUUGAGUUUUCCAAUGUUUUGCGAGUAGUAUCCUUGCUGCUGUUGUUGCAUACAUAAAAAUGUUUGGUCCUUCUUUGCCACCCCUUGGCUGACAAUACCCAAAAGGAAAGCCUCUGGUUUCUUAGUGAAAGUAUAUUUAAAUACCUUUUUCAAUUCAUUAUAAAUCAUUUCCCAGAACGCCUUCACUUUAGGGCAGGUCCACCAGAGGUGAAAGAACGUUCCUUCACACUCUUUACAUUUCCAGCACUUGUUAUCAGACAGGUGGUAAAUUUUUGCAAGUUUGACUGGGGUCAUAUACCAUCUAUAAAUCAUUUUCAUUACAUUUUCUUUCAAAGCAUUACAUGCAGUAAAUUUCAAUCCAUUACUCCACAGCCUUUCCCAGUCCUCAAACAUAAUAUUAUGCCCAAUAUCCUGUGCCCACCUUAUCAUAGCCGAUUUAACCAUUUCAUCUUGUGUAUUCCAUUCCAACAGCAAGUUAUACAUCCUUGAAAGUAUCUUAAUCUUUGGUUCUAACAAUUCUGUUUCUAAUUUCGAUUUCUCCACCUGGAACCCUAGUUUCUUAUCAUUUUUAAAAACUUCUUUAAUCUGAGCAUAAUGUAACCAAUCUCGCACUUUGUCUUUCAUUUUCUCCAAACUCUGCAAUUUCCAAUUGUCUCCAUCUUUUCUAGUAUUUCCCAAUAUUUUGGCCAUUUGGCCUCCAUAUUGGGUCUUUUUCGGGCCUUAGCUUCCAAAGGUGAAAGCCACCUUGGUGUUUUAUUUUCCAGCAAGUCUUUAUAUUUUGUCCAGACAUUAAACAGUGAUUUUCUAACAAUAUGGUUCUUAAAGGCCUUAUUUGCUUUAACUUUGUCAUACCAUAAAUAUGCAUGCCAUCCAAAAACAUUGUUAAACCCUUCCAAAUCUAACACAUCAGUGUCUUCAAGAAGUAGCCAAUCUUUUAGCCAGCAGAACGCUGCGGCUUCGUAAUACAACUUUAAGUCCGGCAGGGCAAAGCCCCUCUUUGUUUUGCAUCAGUUAGUAUCUUAAACUUAAUUCUGGGCUUUUUGCCCUGCCAGACAAACUUCGAAAUGUCUCUCUGCCACUUCUGAAAGCACUCCAUUUUGUCCAAAACCUGAAGUGUUUGAAAUAAAAACAACAUUCUUGGCAAUACAUUCAUCUUAAUCGCAGCAAUUCGGCCUAACAAAGAAAGUUUCAAUUUUGACCAACUGUCUAAGUCUCUCUUAAUUUCUGUCCAACAUUUUUCAUAGUUAUCCUUAAAUAGACUUAGAUUUUUUGCUGUUAUGUUUACCCCUAGGUAUUUUACUUUUUAACCACAUUAAGUUCCGUCUCAUUCUGAAACCGUUCUGACUCUGUCUCAGUCAAAUUUUUCCCAAAACCUUGGUUUUCUGUUUAUUUAAUUUAAAUCCCGCCACCCGACCAAAGUCAUUAAUCAAUUGUAAUACUCUUUUCGUACUAGGCUCUGGCUUCUGCAAGGUCAAAACCAGGUCAUCUGCAAAAGCUUUUAGUUUAUAUUGUUUCUGACCAACCUGAAUUCCUUCCACCAACUGGUCCCCUCUAAUCAUGUUCAAUAGCACUUCCAGAACCGAAAUAAAUAACAAAGGGGAGAUAGGGCAACCUUGUCGUGUCCCUUUUUCAAUUUUGAACUCUUCUGUAACCACAUUAUUAACUAUCAGUUUAGCUUUCUGUUCUGAAUAUAUCGCCUCAAUCCCAUUCUCAAAACCCCGUCCCACUCCCAUCUCUUUUAAGUUUCCCAUCAUAAAUUUCCAAGAAAUAUUAUCAAAGGCCUUCUCCGCAUCUAUAAAAAUUAAAACUGCUUUUGUAUUUAUGUCAGUUUGGAGAAGUUCCAAGAUAUCAAUAAUGUUCCUUGUGUUAGCAAACAGAUGUCUACCUGGGAGAAAACCGGCCUGGUCCUUAUGAAUUACUUCAUUUAAAAAUUUUUUAAAUCUACUUGCCAAAAUAUCUGCAAAUAUUUUGUAAUCCACAUUUAAAAGGGAGAUGGGACGGUAGUUCUUCAGUUGUGUCUUUUCAGCUUCUGACUUUGGUAUCAAUGUGAUAAACGCUUCCUUCCACGAAUCCGGUGCCCUCUUCCCCUCCAUAAUUUCAUUGCUAACCUCCAUCAAGGGUUGUAUCAAAUAGUCUUUUAGUGUCUUAUAAUACUUGGAGGUCAGCCCGUCUGGCCCUGGAGAUUUGCCAAGUUGCAUGUUCUGAAUAGCUUGUUCAAUCUCCUGUCGUGUUAUUUUAGAGUUCAGGGUUGUCCUAUUUUCUUGUGACAGUUUAGAUAAUCCAUUUUUGGCAAAAAUUGUUUAAUCUCGACUUCGUCUUGCGGCCCUUGGGUAUAUAGUUUUUAAAAUAUCUCUGGAAACACUUUCUAAUGUCCACUGGAUUCUGAAUGUUUCUUCCAUCGACCUCUAAAUUUGUAACCGUAUUUAAUCUUUGUCUUCUCUUCAACUGCCAAGAUAGCAGUUUUCCACAUGUAUUCGCCGACUCAAACGUUUUUGUUUCAUUAAUUUAAUCUUCCAUUCAAUUUCCUGAUUUAUCAAUUUAGAAUAUUGUGUUUGAUACAGUUUAAUUUCUCUCAGAGUUGGCUGUGACUUUGGAUUCACUCUUAAUUUCUUCUCUAAUUCUUUUAUUUUAUCCAAGAUCUUGUCUUUUUCUCAUUUUGUGUUUUUUUCUUUACUAAAUUCUGUUGUAUAAAGAAUCCCCGCAUGACAGCUUUGCUUGCGUCCCAGACGAUUCAUGUUUAUCUCGAAAUAGUCUUUCAAAACUUUUUGGGCCUUCUUGGUAAUUUCCUGAUCUCUAAACAAAUUGUCAUUCAUCUUCCAUCUAAAGGAUCCAGUUGGUAGUAGUGUCAUAUCCAUCUUUACUGCGUUGUGGUCAGAGCAGGUCUUUGGGCAGAUUUCCACUUUUCUAACCCUAGGUGCCAGGCCUCUAGAAAUCCAUAUUUGGUCGAUUCUUGUCCAGGUCAGUUGGGCUUCAGAAAAGAAUGUUCCUUCUCUACCUAGUGGGUUCUUUGUUCUCCAAAUGUCGAUCAAGUCCAUAUUGUCAGUCAUUUCAAAAAAGGUUUUAGGUAGUCUGCCAUCUUUUGUAACAUUUUGACUUUGCGACUUGUCCAUGUUAGUUGAUACGACCCCGUUCAUGUCUCCCAUCAUUAUGAUGUUGUUGUAAUCCAGAUGAUCCAGCAUUGUCCCCUGCAACUUCUUGUAAAAUUCCGAUUUCCCUUCAUUGGGUGCAUAGAUUCCUAAUAUCAGCAGUUUCUCUCCUUGAUAUUGUAUCUCAAUAGCCAAAAUCCUUCCAUGUUCAUCUUUAAAUAGAAAUUUAGGUGACAGGCUCUCUUUUGCAUAUAUCACCACUCCUCUCUUCUUCACUUUAUCCGACGAAAUAAAUUCCUGGCCCAAUCUUUUAUUUAUUAACACUUUUCUGUGGAGCCUCGUCACAUGUGUUUCUUGUAAACAGAUAAUGUCCAAUUGUUCUUUUUUUAAUAUAUGAAAUAUUUUCUUCCUUUUUUCCGGAAUGUUACAACCAUUAAUAUUCCAGCUCAACAGUUGCAGAGACAUCCUGGAUCUGUCUGGUUAUUUCUCCCGGGGUGGUGUCUUCUCUGGAUCUUCAAGUUCCCCAGGUGCAGGUGUUAAUGCUGGCUUUGCCCCAGGCUCGGAAGGUAGUUCAAUUCCUUUUUGUAGGUCCUCUCCGUAUGUAGCCAGAAAUUUAUCUCUCUCUUCCAAUGUUCUAAUUUUGACCUUUCUCCCUUUAAAGGUAAAAGAUAAUCCUUGGGGAAAUUCCCACCUGAAUGGAAUUGCGUUGCUCCUUAAUAGUUUAGCAAGUUCAGAGUAGGCGGCUCUGAGAUCCAACAGUUGUCUUGGAAUAUCUUUAUAUAUCUCAAUUCUUCUAUCCAAAACCUCCAGUGACUUUUCGUAAUGUAGACCCAAAAUCUUAUCCCUUUCCUCCUUCGAUCUCAAUGUAAUCAAACAAUCCCUGGGCCUCUCCUUCUUUAUAAAUCUUCCAAGUCUGAAAGCUGACACAAUUUUAAAGUCCUUUUCUUCCAAAUUCCAGAACUUGGAAAAUUCUUUGGUCAAAAACUCAGUUAGAUUUCCUUCUUCUGCCUCUUGUAAUGAUCUAAUCCUCAAAUUAUUCUCACGAUUUCGCAGUUCUAUCAUAGAAAGAUAAGUCUGAUGUUCCCCAACUUGUUUAGUGAGUGGUCUUACCUCUUGCUCUAAAUUUUCCAAUUUUUGUCUGGUAUCCUCAGCCAAUUUUCGGUUUUCUACUGAGGCCUCCGUUAACUGUCCAAUUGCUUGUGUAUUCUGUCCCACCUGUGUAGUUAAUUUGUUUAGACAAUCUGUAUUUUUAUCAAUCUUUGCUGAUUGCGCAUCUACUUUCUUGUCAGCCUGCAUUCGCUCCAUAAGACGCACACACAUUUCCCCUUACUUUUUAGGAGGGAAAAAGUGAGUCUUAUAGAGCAAAAAAUACGGUAGUUCUGGUUUGGAUGCAUAAUGUUGACUAGUGGUUCAAGUCUUUGCACAAUUGAUUUUAGAAUACAGUGGUACCUCGGGUUAAGUACUUAAUUCGUUCCGGAGGUCUGUUCUUAACCUGAAACUGUUCUUAACCUGAAGCACCACUUUAACUAAUAGGGCCUCCUGCUGCUGCUGGAGCACGAUUUCUGUUCUCAUCCUGAAGCAAAAUUCUUAACCCGAGGUACUAUUUCUGGGUUAGUGGAGUCUGUAACCUGAAGUGUAUGUAACCUGAAGCGUAUGUAACCCAAGGUACCACUGUAUUACUGAGGUAGAAAUUAAAAAAAAUUAAAAUCCACAUUGCAAGAAUUUUUGGAAUAUUAUCAGGUUUCCCAAAAUGUGGGUUUUCCAUGCAGAGCCUUCUGGCUUCUAAGGAUCAGAAACUACAUCAAAAUGGUGAAUAGACAACUUGAGGAAAACUGCAAUUGCUUGGUCCUCUUUGAAUCAAUGUGGGUAUGUCUGAAAUCAGCUGAAUAAGGCUGGUAGUGACAACAAAGUGGAAUGGUAGAGGAUCCCAUCAGGUUUUCUAAGGAAGAGCAGUUUGCAUGUAGGAUGUUAGUAAUGAGUUUUCAUCCUAUAGAUAGGGAUUCUAAUAAAGCGGCUGAAAGAAGAUAGGGAUUUACGUAAAAUUUGUGUAUGCUAAAUGCAAAUUCAGAAAUAAUUACUCUUAUUUAAAUAGAAAUAAGAUACAUCUCUUCAUUGUGGCAGAAAACUAUGACCUUUACCUGCUGAGUCUGCUGUGCAUGUGCUAACUCAUGGGUAGGCAAACUAAGGCCCGGGGUCCGGAUCCAGCCCAAUCACCUUCUAAAUCCAGCCUGCAGGCGGUCCGGGAAUCAGCGUGUUUUUAUAUGAGUAGAAUGUGUCCUUUUAUUUAAAAUGCAUCUCUGGGAUAUUUCUGGGGCCUGCCUGGUGUUUUCACAUGAGUAGAAGGUGUGCUUUUAUUUAAAAUGCAUCUCUGGGUUAUUUGUGGGGAAUAGGAAUUCGUUCAUCCCCCCCCCCAACAAAAAAUAUAGUCUGGCCCCCCACAAGGUCUGAGGGACAGUGGACCGGCCCCCUGCUAAAAAAGUUUGCUGACCCCUGAAUCAUGGGCAGUUUCAAGGGUUUAUCUUUAAACUGGAUCCGAAUGGGAAGGUCCUUCAAAUAGAGGACUGUCCUCUGUAAAGUAGGACCAUCCUAUCUAUAGGUGGAAGCUGGGCAUAGUCGGGCAUUUACCGGACUGUGUAUAUAGGGAUAAAAUAAUGAAUGCGCUUCCUUGUGUGAAUGUGUCGCUUUCCUGUCCACCUGUUUAUUCAGCAUCAUGCUCUAACCAACUGAGCUAACCAAAACUCUCAUUUUUCUAAAGAAAGAUCAGAUAGAUACUAUGAUCAAAUAAAUGCAGUGCAGUCCAAGUUUUUUUGCAGUUCUCCAUAGUGAGGGGGACCUCACUGGCCUCGGAUUCCCAACAUGUAUGUUUUUUAGAAUCCACCCUAUUCCCGUUACUAUAAUUUGUUUUUAAUACUACAUUUUAAAUAGUUGUUACCCGCCUGCUGGUAAAAGACGGGUAAUAAAUUUAAUAAUAAUACCAAAGAAUAACACCUGCGCAAGUCCUAGAUGCGCCUUCCUGCAAAGUGGCAUUUUGGAGUGAUGAAACUUGACUAGCCAGGUUCUGACAGCCUGAAAUGUUCCAUUAUCAAGAAAGAAGCUGCUUCACUGGCUCAGUGAUUAUUGAUCUGCCCAAAGCCAGGAUGCAGUGCCUCUCCAUCUUGGCAUCCCUGCUGGGUAACAGGCAAGUGAGCGGCUGCUGCUGUAUACUCAUCCAUCCUGCACUUUAAGCAUAAUUUCUUCAUAUCAUCUUGGGAUUUCCUUCAGGCUUUUCAUAAACAAAAAUUCUUUCCCCUAGUCAAUCAUUUCUUCCUCAGGUGGCCAGGGCAGAGGAGUUAUUUCAUGCAUUUAAAUCCAGUUUUCUAAACAAUUUCUAUUUGUCCAAAUUGAAUAAACACACUUCAGUAGACUCUUACCCCGUGUACAUUUAGUUCAGGCAGAUGGAAAAUGUCAGUACAGAAGGAAAACCAUCUCUCUCUCUCCAUCUUCCUCCCACUACUUCAUUUGAAGCAGCCCAGACUCAGCAGCUCGUUUUCAGCAUUUAGUAUCUAAGAACCCAGCCCAUCAGUUAAUGGAUGUGAGCAGUGCUAUUUUUCUAGAAAAAUAGGUACCAGAAUUCACCACGAACGCUUCCCUUGCUCUCUUAUAAUGGCAGUGGUGUCUACCUGAGAAGUGCUGAAAAUGAGUUCUUGUGAGUUCCUCCUGGAAAAAAAGCCCUAGGUGUGAAGUGGGGAAAGAGCUGGGUACAAAUAUAUACAUCGUUAUCACAAUGUUAAUUUUAAUGAUGUAAUCAGAAAAUUAGACCAAAUGUGCAAGUUUCAAUGGAACUGUAAUAUGUAUUGGAAUUAAUGAGUGAAGUUUGUAUGAGAACUGGCCUUUGCAGAUGGCACCUAUGCAAAGUCUCCAUUCACCUGUCCCAAAGACCAAUUAAAGAAUCUGAGCUUAUUUAAUCACAAGGAUAUUUGCGUGGUUUUAUUCAAGAUUCUGUCUUCUUGCUUUACAGCUAUGUUUUUCCUAGUUCUCCAGACUGUUCUACAUCAAAGUGCUGAAUAAAACAUCACUUAAAUUAUUCUGUUUCUCUGUUUUCCAGGCAAAAAUGGCACAGGUUAAGCAAGUGGGCUUAUUAGCUGCUGGGUGUCAGCCAUGGAAUAAAGACGUCUGUGCUGCGAGCGGAGAUAGAUUUGCCUAUUGUGCAACUCUUGCUAUUUAUAUAUAUCAGGUGAGAUGGAUUUUUAGAUUUCUCUGUGAAUAUUUUUCUUUCCUGCUACACAGUAAUGUUUCUUAGUAAGUGUUGCCGCAGGAUUAAACAGAUCUUUAUUUAUUUAUUUUAAAACAUAUAAUGUUCCUUUUUAGGGAAAUUUUAAAUUUUUAUUCUGUUAGCGGUUCAUUAGUUCAGGACCAGAGGAACCAAGCUGGAGUGACUUGGAAUCUGGGGUACAGAUACUGCAUACUGCUCUCUAUCAGAACUGUUAUAUAUUUCAAAAGCUGUAACUUAGGCCAAAAAGUCAUGUGUCUCAAUGUAGCAAAGGGGUUGCAUAUAAAACAGUAGCCCCAGAUACAGAUGUCCAUUUAUGUCUGCUUCAACAGAUAAAUCUGACAAGUUUCGCUGAGAGCCUAUGUGAACAUUGCAAUCUUUUUUAAUAUGGUGCCCUGUACAAUUUCAAAAUUUGGCAUCCCCAAAUGGAUGGUUUCAAUUAUGGAUCUUCUGAGUUUUGUGCCCCCUCAGCUCAGUGCCAUGUGCGGGGGAACUGAGUGCUAGGUACACAUCUCCAAUCAGAUGUGCAUCCACAAUCGCUCCAUGCAUGAUUCCCAAUCCCAUUUCGUCCUCUUGAAUUUCAUUAAUUUCCCCAGCCUGCCUUAGGACUCCCAAAUUGUUGUUUAAACUCUCACAUUAUUAUUUUUUUUAAAAGGUAGGCACAAGAGCUGUUUAAGGAAAACUGUUACCUCUAUGCAUCAGGUUUCCAUCUUGGAUUUCCCUUCAAGCUGUUGCCUUCUCUUGCUGUCAAAACUGCAAAACAUUGCAUAUGCCCACCAGAUGUGCGUACAUGUGCCCCCUUCUUAAUCCAGGCUCAUAGCUUUAAGAGAUUCAUUCUUUUUUGGGAAACAUUUCUUCAGGAACCUAAUAUUUCUGUAGACAUACUAGUAGUUUUAUAAUAUAUCUUCAUGUGUGCAAUUAAAGUGUGUGCUGUUUAAAGGCAGAAACCUUGGGCUGUAUCCAGUGCUAGUCCUGCUCAGCAGACCCAUUGCUGUUAAGGGACGUAACUAACUUAUGUCCAUUAAUUUCAGUGGAUCUAUUCUGAGUAGAACUUAGUUGGCUACAACUCUUGGAAUUUAAGGUAAGCCAGCUUAAGGAAGUCAAUGAAAGGAAAGUUUCCCAUUCCCCCCUCUCCCUUGCAGCUCCUGUGCCCCCUGAAACAACUGCCUUGAGGGUUUGUGGGCCCUUUUAGACUCUUCUGGGAUGGCGCUGCUGGGGCAAGGGAAUAUUGACGAGACUUGGGUAUAUCUCUGCCUGAUUUGUGGUGAUUUCCCCCCCUCCACUAGCCACCUUUACUUCUCCUGUGGUGUUAAAGGUCUCUCUCACUCUCUCCCAACCCUUCCUUACAUCCUUCUGAAUAAGAUUGUGGGAUGCAACCUAGUGGCUCUUAAGCUUCUGUCAUACAUAAAAUGCAUGUGUAAUUAGUUUUCAAUGUUUCUCAAAGUAGCAAGAUCCACAUACUGUCUUUUGAGGUAUAUUUACAUUUAAUUUUAAAUCUGUGUAACCUUUUAGCUGGAUCAUCGGUACAAUGAGUUCAAACUGUGGGCAAUUAUGUCUGAGCACAAGAAGACCAUCACAGCUGUUUCCUGGUGUCCCCAUAACCACGACCUGUUUGCAAGUGCAAGCGCAGAUAAUUUAGUAAUAGUUUGGAAUGUGGCUGAACAAAAAGUUACUGCAAAACUUGAUGGUACAAAAGGUAAGCGAGAAAUUUGAGUCUAAUGACAUUUAUUAAUAGCAAAAUGAAGCCACCAAAGGCUGAAUCCAGAAGUGCUGUUCUGUCAGUUGAAGACAGCCAAGGCUCCCACAAGCAGAAGAAUGUGUGUGCGCUUUUUACUGAUUUUCCACUUUAGUUCCCUACACAUGCAAUCUGUGGGGGAUGGGGUGCAUCCGGAAUAGAAUGGGAGGUGGUGCAGGGGAGGGGAGAAGGAAUUGGUGAACAUCACCUUGCCCCUCUUGACAUGCACACCAUUUCAGUUCACAGGAGCCUAAGUGUGGGCAUGAUAGUUUUGCUAGGAUGACACAAAAAACAAAUACAGUCAGUUUCCCAGACAACAGCUUGAAACUACAAACCUCUCUUCUGUUAUCCUACUAUAGAAAAGAGGGAGAUUGCUGCGGUGAAAACAGUUGGCUCUGCUUGACCAUUACUAUGAAUUAGAGUAGAAAAGGCGCCAGUUAAGGUAUUUUAAUUUGGAUUAUGUGUAUGUAUAUUUAAGGGUAGACCCUUAGCCAAUUCCACCGUUAAUGCUUUGCCAGCAGUCUGCUUCAGGAUGUUUCCUAUGGAGGGAACAGAUUACAUUUGAAUGGAAAUUCCCUGUGUUUUGUUCAGGAAAGAUCCAUAACCAAAUAGCAGCUCUUCCUUCAAAAGAAAAAUAAAAACCAUGUGACCUUUCCAUUCCAGUGUAAUAACUUCCUUAUGUGUUUCUCCAGAGAAAUUCUUCCUUUGAAGAGGAAAAAAAUACAUUAGAACCAGCACGCAUUCUCUUUGUGUUUUUAAUCUCAAGGCUGAAAUGUGUUCAUAGAGUGAAUAUUCAGACUGAGAGAUGAAUGUUAAUUGAGUUGCCUGUUUGUUUAAAUUCAGUAUCACACUAUUAGAGAUGUGGCACCAAAUAUUUUUUUAGAUUCUUAGAUUAUGUUUUUAUUUUUCAGGAAUUCCUGCAUCUCUUAGUUGGUGUUGGAAUGCAGGUGAUGCGGUUGCUUUUGUCUCCCAUAGAGGACCCUUGUAUAUUUGGACAAUUUCAGGACCCGACAGUGGUGUAACAGUACAUAAAGACGCUCACAGUUUUUUGUCAGACAUUUGCCUGUUUAGAUGGCAUCCCAAGAAAAAGGGGAAAGUAGUAUUUGGACACACUGAUGGAAGUCUUUCUAUUUUUCAGCCAGGUAAGGGUCUAUUUUAUAACAUAUGCAUGUUUUGAUACAUGGUGAAGAAAACCAUUGUUUUGAGAAAACUAGACACUUGUUUUUCACGGAUUCUCUCCCCUCCCGCCAUUGCAUUGCUAAUGGAAGGGAGUGGAAAUCUCAGCACAAGAUUGAUUUUAGAUUAACAAGGCAUCAUAAUUUAUUACUACAUAAUAAGCACAUUCUUGGAAUACAGCGGCCUUGUUUGCAAAUCGCAGUAAGCCAAACUGUGUCUUCCUGGGACCAUGCAAAGUGGAGAGGAACUCGCACUCAUUUUGCUGCUACCAGGUCCUUUUAGUCUUGGCUACAGAUCAUGGUUAAGGAGGGGAGAGCUUAACUGCAGCUUCAUGCUCAGAUGAUACGCAAUCCCUGUGCUAAAAGGACCAGGGAAGAGGGAAGUAGGUGUGAGCAUCAGUUCAUAAGCCAGCAUGUUUGCCGGGUACCAAUAUGCCAUAGUUUGGUUCACCAUGCAAACAAGGUCUGUAAAUGUUUGUUAACAACAGGCUAAUAAAAUAAAAAUAUAUACCUAAUCAUACAUAGAUGGGAAUGACUAAGAAUUCUGACUAUAGGAGCCAACCCCUAGGGGCUAUGGGGUCUUUGCCCCCCCAAUAAAAUAUUUGAAGGGGCUGCCCCCCCCCAAGUUGAUGGGCAUUGCCAUUCAAAUGGUGUGCAUGCACCACAUCGUGUGCUUGAUUAUGCAGGGUGGGACCUACCUGGGCCCCCUAAUAUUUUAUUCAAGUUGGUACCCCUGAUUCUGACAUCCACUUUAUACCUUUUGCUUGAUACCUUAGUUUCCCAUGUGGAAGAAAAGGUAGAUAUGGUGCAUCAUGAGGUCAUAAACUGGCAGUCAGUAAGCAUGGUAUAUUAUAACUUCUCAAAACAGAGAUGUUUCUGGAGAGUGGCAGUCAGAACAAAAAGACUGAUUGUCAGUACUUUGGAUAUAUCUUUAUAUAGCUACAAGUGUAGGCAUGUGGCUUCUAUAGGUUUGUUUAGAUGAAUGAAGCCAGUCUCUGCAAGACCAUAUUCAUUUUCAUAUUGCUAUAGCAACUGCUGCAGUUCUGUGUCAGUUCUCAUUUUCAGAAGGAGGGAUCUUUUUGAUUUGUUUUUCAUUCUGUUCAGUGUUGGCAGUUUAGAACCAAGCUUGUCAGCGUAGAAAUUCAAUCUGCACUUGGACGCGUCACAGUAAAGAGAGCUAUCACGAGCCAUUUUGUUCAGAUUUCUUAUUUUUAGCCAUUUGCCCCACCUUAGACCAAUUUAGAAAAAGACACAUGAUAACAUGAAUUCAUUAAUGAGUUAAUUUCUGCGGAGAAUGUUCUGGAUGCAACAAUUUUCUUUUCAAUUGCAGGUUUAAAAAUACAAGCACACAGUCACAUCUCACUUUCUCACCUCCAUGUACUAGAAUUGUUGAGCCUUUGCUAAAAUUGGAUGAACCAAUCAGUUCUGUUCAGUAUAAAUUUGGAACAUUUGUAUGUUAGAAUGCCUCUGUGUAAUCUGCAUCCUACAGGGAAGCAGAAGCAUGCAGUUUCCUUUUUCUUCUUUAUGAUGGAAUCAAAGACUCCUGGUGUAUUUUUUAUGCCAAAGAUAUGCAUGGGCUCAACUUCUACACACACACUAGCUCUGAGGAAAAAUGGAUGCUUACUAUAACUAAAAGAUUAAAAACAUCAUGUUGAAGAGAUGACCCUUAGUUUCUGAUUUGUUAGAAUGCAUCCAGGCAUUGCUCGUAAUAUGUGUAUCAUACCACAUUUGGGGUUCUCUUCCUAAGAUCCUUCAGUUACCCCCAAUGCAGAGCUCUGGAUGAAUCUCAAGAUGUACAUGAAACACUUUAAGCAGGCUGCCUUGUUCACUUUCUUGCUUCAUGAACAUGACAGGAUAGACAUGAAAGUGUCUGUUGCUUCCAUUGAAAUGAAUGGGGCAUUUAGAGGCUGGGGGAUGCUAUCUGUGCAUUAAAGUUCGUACACUUGCUUUGUUUUGCAAGGAUGCCUGUCUCUAACGAAAGCUUUGAGAAGUUCAGGCAAGUGCAUGCCGUUCACAAGAAGCUGCUGCAGAAUUGCAUCUCUUGAUAUUGCAGUCGAAUUUGAACCCGCAGUCUUUAACAAGACAUUAGUAGGAAAUUAUAGUGAAUGGUCUUCUUUCUUACCAAGUGCUGUUUUGCCCUCCAGAAAAGCACUGAACACCUUCCGUGCUGUAAUUUAAGGCUGAGUCAUUAUUGAGUAACUAGCACGAUGCAACAAUUACUUUUAAUUGUUAGCAUUUAGUGUCUUACCCAGUGCAUUCACUUUAUUUUCAACUAAUUAGCUCUCUCUAGCUACUAGUAACACAGUGGAGGCACACAACAAAAAAGAGUGCAGAUAUGUGAAAGUUUAACUUAAAGAUUGGUGUUCAUUCAAAUGUAAAAAUAAAUAAAUCUGCAGAAGUCAUUCUGGUUUCCUGGCAUGUGUGCUUGCCAAUAAGUCCCACUGCAUCUAGUAGAGCCUACCCCAUUCUAAGGAUCUCUGCCAGCAGUAGCCAGUAUAAUCCCUCCAAAUAAGGCGUUUCAGAAGUGGAACUCUGCUAAGCAAAUAUCCAUUGGAGUCUAAGCUAGCCCAGCAAGCCUCAAGUUGCAGUGGGAGGCUUGAGUCUUCCCUGGAAUUGGCAUAGCAAGUAAAAAAACACCCCACUGCUUUCUCAACCAAUAUGUGCAACAGGGCUGCGGAUUCUGGCAGCAACUCUGCAGUUCCUUUAGGUCCUAUUGCUAUCCAGCUGGGGUUAUGGUUGUACCCUAAGCCUAUAAGAAACAAUUUUAUUCAAAGCUGCACAAAGGCCAAAACCAGAAAAGGCUAGUUUAGGUAAAUGCCACGAUGAAGAGUUCUAAUCAGGGAGAAGUGCAGUCUCCCAAAAGAUUAAGCAGAAUUGUUACAAAAGGUAUGUGGAAAAUUCAGGACAGAAAAAACCCAACCCCGUGUAAAAUUAGUUCAAGCAGCAAAAAUGAAAUCUAAAAACAAAAGUUUUGCUUUCUCUUGUGUUCCACAGAAGAGGUAAGUUACUACAGAAAAUGGUUUUGGGGUGAAACUGCUUGCUAAGAUGGAGAAUAGUGAAGAAACAUGGAAUAACAUGAAAGCUUUUCAACCCUCCAACAUUCCAGUCCCCUUUACUACUUGCUGAUUGGUUCUACUCUUCUCCAUCUCAUUUGUUUAGAACAGAAUUUUAUUUAUGAACUGGUAAAUGGUAGGUCCGGAGUCACACCACUUGAGUGUCCAUGAUAAAGCUUUCCUUUUUCUUGGGGCACCUGAUGUGAUCCUCGGGUCUUAUAAGAUGCAUUCUGGGCCAGAACCAUAGGAAAUAUCCAAACUUUUGACCUGGUCACCUUGGCAAAAAUGUGUCUGUCUUUUCCCUCCUUUAUCUAUCCUAUCUCUGAAUUCAGAAUCCAGAGGCUCAGGCUAAGAAAAAUCUCUGCCACUAAGACCGACAUUCAGGCUUAAGCCAGGAGCCAGUUUAUUGACCAAGGUUUGUUCCAUGGAACAAUUGUUUGCAUCAUGGAUGCAGCUUUUCCCUUAUCCCACCCCCCAAAUCAGCUUUAUUGGUAGAAAAUCAACUUCAGUUAACAAGAACAAUAGAAGGUUCCUGAGAAUUGCACUGGCUUUGCCUUUCGUCGAGUAACCUGAAAACUCAUAUCUGCUGAGAAGAAUGCAAAGAAGCUCUAGUGUCACAGAUUCACUCUAGAGCUCAUUGACUCUGUUGGGAGCAAUCAUCACCAGUGGCGUAGCGUGGGUUGUCAGCACCCGGGGCAAGGCAAGUAAUUUGCGCCCCCUAACCCGUGGAUUUGCGCCCCCUAACCCUAACCCCCAGAAGUUGCGCCCGGUGCGGCCGGCCCCACCUGCACCCCCCACGCUACGCCACUGAUCAUCACGGGUGGUUGCUGCAUCCAGUAGCUUGGAUCUGCAUUUACUGAAAGUUUUCUACUUUCUGGGACUUUUGUUCAGUAUCUGGAAAGCUAACUCUUAACCUGCUUUUAAAAUUGAUACAUCUUUUACUUUUCAAGGUUCUAAGAGUCAGAAACAUGUUCUAAGGCCAGAAUCACUUGAAGGUACAGAUGAGGAAGAUCCCGUUACUGCCCUGGAAUGGGACCCUCUCUCUACAGAUUAUCUUCUUGUUGCAAAUCUGCACAAUGGAAUUCGUCUAGUUGAUUCGGAGUCUCUGUCCUGCAUUACAGUCUUUAGUUUCCCUAGUGCAGCAGCAUCUGUGCAGUGCUUAGCAUGGGUUCCUAGUGCUCCUGGAAUGUUUAUCACUGGAGGUAAAUAAAUAUUUUCACACAUUGUUUUAUGAAAUAGUAAGAUAUGUAAUGCACAGGCACAAUCCAGAGCCAUGAAUGCCAGUUGGUUAUUUCCAGUUUACCUCAAUAGAAUGUGAUUUAAAUUGUGAGUUAGCUAAAGGUGAGGACAGAACAUUUGAAGAGUGAUAGAAAUGGCAGCCAGCAGCAUCCCUGCCCUGAAAACAUAUGCAACUAUCUCUUGUCUUGGAAGCAAAUUAUGGAAAGGGGAAAAGAAGGUUCUGUGGGGGUUUGAUCUAGUUUGGGUUAAAUUGGGUGGUGAGGGGAGAAAAGCUGGCUUUGGUAAAAACUAUUCAUAACAAUGCCAGCACCACUUUCCUCUCCUGUUCUCAUCCUUGUUCAUGGAACAGUUUUGUAUCUGGUUUAGGAAAGUUAAUUUGCUCAGUGUGUGUAUAUAUACCUCUUGAAAACUAGAUAACUCACACGAUACACAAGAAGAGGGAACAGACUGAGGGCUAACACACUUUCUUGGCAUGAAAGCAUGCUCUGUUUGCUGGUGUGCAUGCUGUAACCCUAGUUGGGAAACCAGGCUCACACACUGUGUGAAAAUAGGUGAAGACCAAUGCUAUUUUUCCAGGAAAAGAGGUGCUAGAACUCGCCAUGAAUGCCUCUCUUGUUCUCUUAUAACGGCAAUGGCGUCUACCUGAAAGGUGCUAGAACUGAGUUCUGGUGAGUUCUGGCUGAAAAGCCCUGGUGAAGACAGACAACACUCAUGAAACAGGACAUGGGCUCUGUUUGUCAUAUUCUGUUCAUGACUUGUGUUAUGUUUAGCUUGUCUACCAAGAAAUAUGUAUACAUAAAUAUGUACAAAAUAUAUUGCAGUUGUUAAAUUUUUGAUCAUUGGACUAGAUGGAUAGAACUUUUUGAACUGAUAAUCAGAAAAGAAAUGGGAUUUUUCUCUUAAUACAGAUUCUCAAGUUGGUGUGUUGCGUGUCUGGAAUGUGUCACGUACAACACCAAUAGAUAAUUUUAAAGUGAAGAAGACAGGUUUCCAUGGCUUACAUGUUCUUAGUUCUCCCCCAAAGAAAAAAUGUAAGUAUCUUUAAAAAAACAAAAAUCACAAGAAAAAAUGUGCCUUUUCCUUUUCCUAACUUUCCCUUUUCUGUUUGCACUUGGAAACUCUUUGCUGUUCAGCACAAUUUAUAAGCCACAGUGGCAUGGCUUGUCAGGAUUGAGGAGCCUGCUACUUUGUGCUGCCCUGUUGCUCCUGCUUCGCUCCUUCUCUGGUAUCAGCAGGAACAACAGGCCAUGAAGUGUUGACUUUUUGUUACUUCUGAAUACAGGGUUAUUGGUUGUUUCUUCCAAAUAAUUCACUGUCAUGGAGCAAUGGCUAGUACAGACUGCCUAAUCUUGGUAAACCAUAGUUUAUUGUUAUGUGUGAUCUGGGUCAAUAUAGGCUGUAUAGUCUUCCAAAACACAAUUUAAAACACAUAUGCACAUUAGGAAUUCCUCUUUAAGGAUUAUUGGAAUACUUCAGAGAGUCUCAUUUUAUAAUUCAAAAUGCAUGUCAGUAAGAAGAUUUGAAAGCAUGCUAGUUAAGAUGCCUUACAAUGUGUUGAAAGCUCACUGAUCCCUGAGUGCUCCAUUUUGUCCUCCUGUUUUUCUCCCUUUCGCCCCCUCACCAACCUGCAAUCCAUUCUGUUUACCAUCCUUUCUUUGUCUUAAUUGCUGUAACACCCUUCGCCAAAGGCAGUAAUGUGAUGAGUCUUCUGGCUGUUUAAGGGAGGGGUGCCAUUUGAGAGAAUCAUACCAGGAGUGCUUUUCCUACCUGGGUCUCCUUUACCUGUGCAAAACCAGCAUCCCAUUUUGUUUCUACCAGGCUAAAAUGGUUUGGGAGAGGCAUUAAUACUUCUCUUUUUUUGAAUUUGCAAGAAGAGUAUUGGGUCAGCUGAGAGUGAAACUAAAGGUGACAUUAAUUAUGUGAAUAUAACUACAGUAAUUUUUUACUGUGUAUUUUUUGUACACGACAUUUUACUGUACAUUUUAACAGCACAUUUUUUGUUACAUAAAUAGCAGCUGAGGGGAAACCUGAGCAGCUUUGGAAUCAUGGGGAGGGGGAGUUUAACUUUUUAUCUCCUGACAAAAUCAUCCCUCAGAAGCUGCUAUUUGCAUUUCAAGAGGAGUCACUUUCAUGUCCUCCAAAGUGGUAUAUUCCAAGGGAAUAUGUGUAUUUGUAUUGAAUUCUACUUCUCUGUGUUGCUGACAUCUUCAAACCUACUAAUGUGCCUUCCUCUCCUAAUUAUUCCCACUGGCCCGAUCUUGCAUCAUUUCACAUCUCCUCUGUAUUGUCAACAUUGGAAACAAAAGCUGAUUGCAUAACAAAGUCAUAGUAUCCGAGUCAAUGUAUUAAAUGUGUACUUCUUACCUGCUAAUAUGUUUGAUUAGUACUAAAUUUUCUGUUUUUCUUACAGUAGUCAAGUGGUGCAUAUAGGCAUAUAUUCUGAUUUUAAGAGAAUUCAAUAGCUUAUUGUUGAAACUAACUGGAUAGCUGGUGUAGAGUAGUGGGCUAUGAGCAGAAACUCUGACUGAAGUGCUUGCCGAUCGGAAGGUUAGCAGUUCAAAUCCACACAAUGGGGUGAGCUCCCAUUGCUGUAUCCCAGCUCCUGACAACCUAGCAGUUCGAAAGCAUAACAACACAAGGUACCGCUGUGGCGAGAAGGUAAACGGCACUUCCGUGCACUCUUGCACUCGACAUGGUGUCCGUUGCACCAGAAGUCAUGCUGGCCACAUAACCCAGAAAGCUGUCUGCAAACAAACGCCAGUUCCCUCGGCCUGAAGCAAGAUGAGUGCCACAUCCCAUAGUCAAAUUUGACUGAACAUAACUGUCCAGGGGGUCCUUUACCUUUUAUGAAAAAUGUUCUGACUACUUAGAGAAAAUGCUAUAAUUACUGGAAUUAUUAUUAUUAAUUAAAUUUCUAUACCACCCUUCAUCUGAGGAUCAUGGUGAUUUUUAUAAACAAAAAUAAAAAUACAAAACAUAGUAACAAACGAAAACAAUACCCCCCCAACAGUUUAAAAGGCCAUAGAUUGUUUAAUUAGUCAGAGGACUGGGAGAAGAGGAUUGUUUUCGCAUGGUGCUUAAAGAUAUGUAGCGAAGGUGGCGGCCGAGCCUCCCCAGGGAGAACAUUCCACAAGUGGGGGAGCCACCACAGAAAAGGCCCACGCUCAUGUUGCCACCCUCUCGUCCUCAGAUGAUGAUUGAAGGGUCCAGGUUGGUUCAUGGGGGGAGAGGUGGUCCUUGAGGCACUGCAAGUCUUUCUGUUAAAAUAUAAUUAGUAUUAUGAUGCUAUGUGAAUUAUCAGUUCUGCUUUCUGUGACUGAAAUUAAUACUCUUAGUAAAAAAGAACUUCUCAUCAGCUGAUUUUAUAAAUUUAUUGUACUAAAUCUCUCUGUGCCAUAUGCUUCAGUAAGAUAACACUUGUUUCUGAAGGAGACAGCUGGACUGAGAAACUAAAACAUUUAAGGAAAAGAAAGUUUAGGGCUUCAAAGUACUGGAGAGUAAAUUAGGAAAUUCUCAUACAUAAGAAAUUCUCAGAUGUAAGAAAUAAAUCAGAUAGGGGUUAAUUGCCGCAAUUUCCCAAGAAAUGUAGUUCCCAGUAGCAAGUGGACAAUACUUUGUUUUAAAUGUAGCAGAACAUAAAACUUAUGCUAAUAUGUUUUAUCUUUUUAAUUCAGCAUUUUCUUCACAGUCUCCUACCAAAAACCACCACAUGUCAUCUACAAGUGAGGCUGUUCCACCUCCAACUCUAACACAAAACCAAGCAUUUUCUCUCCCUCCUGGGCAUGCUGUCUGCUGCUUUAUGGAUGGUGGAGUGGGACUUUAUGACAUGGGAGCCAAGAAAUGGGAUUUUCUUAGAGAUCUGGUAUGUUUGCUCUUCUUUCCAGUCUUUGAACUUGGCGUCACUUAAGGUAUUUAAAAUCUUCAAGUGAUGUGCCCUAACUGUUCCUGGGGAUGCUUUCACUUGAAGAAUAUUGUAUGUCAUUGGGGCUGUCUGUGGAUACAGAUGUUUCUCCCAGCUGCAAUUUCCAAGCUCAAGGUUUUCUACCAGCAAAAAUCAUGAGUAUCAGAAGCAUUCCCAAGGGGAUAUUGCUAUGUCCAUGUGUUCGUUCCUCUAUCUGCACUUACCCUAGUGAUAGAGGAAUACCUUGUGGAGAAUACUUUUUGAACAUGUAAAGUAGCCCAAAUAGAAAUAAUUAGUUUGUGUGCUAAUAAAUAGGCUCUUUGCUUCCUUCUUCUUUGAAGGGACUUGGAAAACUACAGUAGAAGUGUUAUCCGGAAGCGGCAUGCCAGAUUGGAUGGAGCCACUUUGCUAGAUUCCCAGGAUAAUGGGGGGAGGAGGCAGCAGGAAGGUCAGCGUGAUUUAAACGCUGUGGCAGGAGUGCUAGAUUAGCUCUGAUGGUGUGUUUGCAUUGCACCGACCUUCCCACUGCUUCACCCUUUCCCCUCCUGGUAAGCAGCAGCCACCAGCCUGCCAGAAAGCUAAUGUAGCUUCUGCACCCAACCUGGCAAGCCUCUUCUGGUAUCAGGCCUCUUCUCUUGUAACGGGGCUUUCUCUUGUUGCUCUAGGGUCAUGUCGAAACCAUCUUCGAUUGUAAAUUCAAGCCUGACAACCCUGACCUCCUAGCUACCGCAUCCUUUGAUGGAACAAUAAAGGUGUGGGAUAUAAAUACUUUAACUGCUGUCUACACUUCUCCUGGUAAUGAGGGAGUCAUAUACUCCCUUUCAUGGGCUCCAGGUGAGAAUAUUUUCACUUAGAAAUAACUAAAGUUUCAUAUAGAAAAGAGAAUGCUUCUCAGCUAAGAUUGGUGGGUAUCCAGAGUUAUGUAUAUUUGGUAACUUCAUGCCAAAAAGAAAAAAGAAAAAAGCACAGCUCGGAGCAAAAGAACUGCAAGGGUUCUUGCAUUUAUGGAAUGUUGCUUUUCCACUACAGCCUCCGGUGAGGAGCCCCCUCAAAUGACCUCUGAUGUAGUGUGAGUCUUGCAACUGGGUUGGGGGCAGGAAUAUAGUACCUGGCACAAACUUCAGCUUUGUUUUUAUGGUUUGGGGGAGUUUUUAAAAAGCAGAUUCAUAGUCUUUGUCAUUUCAAAACUGCUUUUAGAGGUGUGUCAGCAGUGCCUGGUGAAAUCUAAGAAGCUCAGAGGGGUACGGAAUAAGAUUUUUUUUAUUAAGAAAGAAGGCUUUAAUCUCCCACUACAUUUCUUUUCUGUGUCUGAUAGAGUCGUAUUGAAAAUGCACAAUAGCAAAUCAUUUAGAUGACAGUAUGAUUUCGAAUGGGAUGUGGGUGGCGCUGUUGGGAUGUGCGUGGUGCUAUGGGUUAAACCACAGAGCCGAGGACUUGCCGAUCAGAAGGUUGGCGGUUCGAAUCCCCGCAACAGGGUGAGCUCCCGUUGCUCGGUCCCAGCUUCUGCCAACCUAGCAGUUCUAAAGCAUGUCAAAGUGCAAGUAGAUAAAUAGGUACCGCUCCGGCGGGAAGGUAAACGGCGUUUCCGUGCGCUGCUCUGGUUCGCCAGAAGUGGCUUAUUCCUACUGGCCACAUGACCCGGAAGCUGUACGCUGGCUCCCUCGGCCAAUAAAGCAAGAUGAGCACCGCAACCCCAGAGUCGGUCACGACUGGACCUAAUGGUCAGGGGUCCCUUUAUCUUUACCUUUAUGAUUUCGAAAUAAGCGAAAUUAUGUAGAUGUUCUUAAUUUGCACAUUUCAUUUCGGUUGGAGAAUUCAGUUCAGGCUGGUGCAAAAUUUUGGUUACCUUGUAGAACUUAGAUUCUUCUUAUAAGUGCAAAGUGUACAUGGUGCUAUAUAUGAGUGAAGAGAAAAAAAUCAAAUUGCAGCACUAUUUUGUGCACAAAGAGAAAAUUGGUCAGAAAUGGGCUUAGCUGGGGCAGUUUGUAAAGGAAAGGAUCAAAAGAGCAAGUCAUGCCAAUUGUAAACACUGUGAACUGGUUAAGUCAUGGCAAAUAGGAGGGAGCAUGCUAUCUCCUUCUAAAUGUAGAAACAUACUAGGCAUGUUCCAUGAAGGGUAAAGAAGCUAAGGAAUCUUUAGAGGCAUGUGAGGAAAAAAGAAAAUCGGAAGGGGAAAAACCCUGACUGCUUGAGAAAAUAAUAGUGAAUGAGCAAAAUGGUUUGUGAUUCUUUGGUAACAUCAGAGGUAGAGCUGAAACUGAGUAUUAGGUAAACAGAACAAAGAGAUGCCUGCAGUGAAAAUAAGCAGAACUUUGAGGAAGUUUUUAUGGAAGAAUAUGAAAACAGCUGUUUAGAAGAGUCAAAGAGAAGGGAAGUUCAGGGAAGUUCUUUUAUUACAUCGCUAGUUCUGAGCCUUUAAUAGGUAAUAAGAAAAAUAGGAUAAAUAAGAAUAUAGUUAACCUUCUUUCUAUCCAAUGGACUCUUUCCUGAAGGAGACUUGAACUGCAUAGCUGGUGGAACUUCCAGAAAUGGUGGCUUCAUCUGGGACGUCCCACGGGGCAAAAUGAUAACCCGUUUUAAUGAGGUAAUGUGAGUUUGGUUUUAAGUUCUUAUAACUGAGGUAAUAGCAGGAAGAUAAACAGUGUUUCUGUGCGCUCUGGCACUCGUCAGAAGCGGUUUAGUCAUGCUGGCCACAUGACCCGGAAAGCUGUCUGUAGACAAAUGCCGGCUCCCUUGGCCUGAAAGCGAGAUGAGUGCCGCAACCCUAUAGUCGCCUUUGACUGGACUUAUCCUUCCAGGGGUCCUUUACCUUUACCUUAUAGCUCCCACUAAUGCUUGUUUAAGGAAAUGUUCAGUUAGUAUGUGUACCAGUAACCUGAUCCUAAGAGCUAUUAAACUUUAGCUGCAAAACUAUAACAAAAUUCUAGGCCAAAAGUGAAACUUUUGUGACUUAUUUAGUCAAUGAUGAAAAAUACCCCUCCUCCAGCAAUUUGGUGGGGAACACUUUAGAAUAAAAGUGUCCACUUACCUUUUUAAAAAAAUAAAUAGAGCCAAACAAUCUUGGGGAAUGAACAGACAGUAGUAAAAGUCACAGUGGGGAAGGUUUGCCGGUUUCCCAUCAUGCACACCUUCCCCUGGGGACAUUUCAGUCAUCCUAAAAAUGCUACUUUUAAGAUAAAAAUAUUGUGUUUUCUGUGUAUCCUCAGUUAAAAAUUGAAGUGUUGCAGAUUCAAGCAGUGGUGGUCUUUUGGAGUCUUACUUAAACAUUUCAAUAAGGAGUGAGAUCUAUGCCUAAGGGCAUAUAGAAAUAGUCUUGGAGCCAGACUAGAUGUGACACUAAUUGUAUGAAUACAGUUUUUUAUGUAUCUAGCAGUCAUGAAAUGGCUUGAACAGCCUUGGAUCAUAGGGUUGAAGCGCUUAUAAAUGUGUUCCUGCCCUGGUGCCAGGAAAAAUAAUCUCUCACAAGCUGUUUUUUGUGUUUUAAGAGAACCUUCAAUUGGCAGAAAGAGAAGUAGUUCAACUUCCCAUCUCCCAAGACCUUUAAAACUCCUUCCUGGCUAUUGUUUGCAUAAUGAAAACAUGUGUUAAUUGCAUCCACACAAUUCAAGUUGCAUCUAGUUUCCUCAUUGUCUGGAAUUCAGAAAAGCACUAGUAUUAUGAUUGUGCAUCUAAAUGUUUACUCUUGGGUUAUUAUUUUAAAAGGUGGAAUUUUAGAGUUUGCAAACUGUUGUUUAAAAUCUUUAAAGUUCAAAAGAUACUCUUAACAUGCUGUUGGGGAACUGAUUAAGGUUGUAUCUAUUCAUCUUCAUUUGGCUAUAACUCUCCAGUCUUCGCCUCAGUUCUUAAGACAGAAAUUACUAGAAUCCAUUAGCUUUCUGUUUCAUCCUCUUUCUUAUCAUGAAGAACGCAAAAAUAUUACCUAAAAGAGGCCACACCCUGUCAUUACAAAAUGCCUCAUGGGAGCAGGGGUUAUGUUUGCUUAAAGGCUGGUAGAAAAUAUUGAUUACUCCUACUUGGAAAAGCGGGGUGGGGAGUCAUAAGAAAAGUAUAUAAAUAAGAAAAAAAGGGGUGAAUUAUUUCUUAUUGAUAGGCAUUUUACAUUUUUUGAAGCACGGAAAGAGUGGAAUCUUCUGCAUUGCAUGGAGUCAUAAAGAUUCCAAAAGGAUAGCAACCUGCAGUGGAGAUGGAUUCUGGUGAGUGCUAUUUUUAAGACAACUCUAUGAAAAUUUAUGCGACAAAUAGCAAAGCAUUAUUUGAUUUGACUACUACCUGGCAAAUGUGAAUUUGAUCCUAUCUACUGAUAUGGAGGUGCAUGCUCCAGAAAUCUUGUAGUGUGAUUUCAGUCACUUGUCACUAUUUUUAAACAAAAAUGUUGAUUAUUUCCAAUCUCAGCACUGUAGUUUGCCAGUGCUAAGUUUGCUUUGAUUGCAGCUAUACAGUCUUUGAAUGUGGUUCAGAAGGCAGUAGACUUCUCUCCAGUCUUAGUGCUGUGGAAUCACACCAUUAUGGCAGCAGCAGAGGCUUAACUCUGAUUUUGGCACUUAGUCCUUAGAUGGGACAUAUCAUAUCUCUGCGGAUGAUGUCAUAUGAUGUAAGGUAACUGACAGGAGGGCUUUGCUUGCCCAACAUGGCCUUGCAUGCCAAAAUUCAGAGGCCUUACAGCCUAAUUAGGCCUAUAGGCUGUAAGUUCUCCACUGAUAUAUCACCACUGAUAUACAUUGUGACGGUAUUAAUUGAUUUAAUUUUCUGGCAAAAUGUAAAUGGAUAGCAGGCAUUGUCAUAAAGUUGCAUGUCCCAACAAAGGACAAAUAUGUGAUUUUUUAAAAAUGUGGUUAUAACGUGGAACUUUUCAUAAAAUCAUAGUUCCCUGAUGAACAGACAUACAGACCUAAAACAUAUUGUAUCACUGUGGAGGAUUAUUAAAUUUAUAUAAUUUUAACUUAGCUUUUGGGCUAACCCCAUUUGUUCUGUGUAGUUGCUGCUGUGACUCUCUUUCUGUGCUUCCAAUUUUCCCCAAAGUGCCAUGACAAACAAAUAAAACCAUGUAAAUACAAAAUUAUAAAUCUCUGAUUUCCACAUUCAAUUCAUUCAGCAUUAUUCGGACCAUUGAUGGCAAAAUUCUCCACAAGUACAAACAUCCAGCUUCAGUUUUUGGCUGUGACUGGAGUCAGAACAACAAGUAAGUACUUUCAUAUAAUUAACUUCAUAGUGAAUUAUAAAUGUUAGAAUAAGCUUGUUUCAGAAUUAAUGUAGCUAGAAUAAUGUAAUGGUUUUAGUGUUAUCUAGCUCAGUAGGAUCAAGUAAAAGGCAAUAUGUUCUGUAUCAGGUCAGUCUAGAGCUGAGAAUUUAUAUCCUUGAAAGACUUGGCAGUGUCAAAUUCCAGUUUGAUUUCUGCCAGUUAUUGUACUGUGCAUGUGCUGUAAAGUAGUCAUGCUGUCACUCACUUUUUAUGGGGCAUCUACAAAAAACCAAUAGCAACAUUCUCCUCUCACGUUUUCCCUGUCCAGCUGUUUUGUGUCCUAUCCCAUGCACCCGAGUUCCAAAAAAAGACUUUUUAAAAAGUCGGUAAAAUUGUUGCACAUUUUCCUUGGGUAUUGAUGGUCUAUUGUGAUGCUAUUCUGACCAGCUACGACAUCUCUACAGGCUGUAGCUGUUCCCUUGACUAGUCCACAUAUUUCCUUCUCUGAUCUUUAUCUUCUCUCUAGGAUUCAGGUCCAUCACUUCAACCUUCCCUUCUCAAAUUGCGUUGUUUUUAUAUCCACUCCCAGUCCUGGCUGCAGUAAGGGGGCGGCACUUGAUUUCUCUGGUUUUGUUGUUGUUGUUUAAAGAGAUUCAACUAAUUUGAAAACAGGAUGACUGCUACAGUUAGAUGUUUAAAAUGAAAAUGUAAUAAUGCAGGGCAAGUUUUCAAAAUGUCUUGUUACAUUUAUGUGUGCCUUCUGCAGCUGAUGACUGUACUAUAUUUUACAGAGAUAUGAUAGCCACUGGAUGUGAAGAUAAAAAUGUCCGUGUCUAUUACCUAGCGACUAGCUCUGAUCAGCCACUGAAAGUAUUCAGUGGGCAUACUGCCAAAGUGUUUCAUGUAAGAUGGUCUCCUCUGAGGGAAGGGAUCCUCUGCAGCGGUUCUGAUGAUGGGUGAGCAUAUUUGGCUGAAAUUGCGAUGGUGGGAUUAGCAAUGCAAAAAAAAUGGUUUUUAUCCAUAACACAACUUUUCCCACUUGCACUCUAGCUGCCAUCCAGCCUGUUUCAUUGACCUUAGCUUACCGGUGUACCAAAGUACAGAAUGCACUCCACAGUGCUGAGAGAGGGCACUUGAGAGCAACCGUGUCAAGACCCUGAGACCUCUCUGUGCCGCAGCAUAAUGACAAGGGUCGCCUGCUCUAUCUACUGGAAACUCCACCAGGGCAUUCAGUAAUCCAUUGGAUUCCAUUAGCUUCCGAGCACAGAUCUUCUUAAUCUGCCCACCAGCCUGCAGGGUAGGAUUAGAGCUGUAAAUCCAAACUUCACAAGGAAAUGAUCUGACCCUUACAACAGGGUGACAUCACCACUCAUCUCCAGACCUCAACUCCCUCCAUCUGGAGCAGAAACCCAAUUGAGGGUGUGGCCUGCCAUUUGUGUCGGACAACUUGAGACAUCCCCAUGGCCAUCAUGGAAACCCAUGGAAUCUCGAGUUUGAAUGCUAGGGGCAGCCUCAGCAUCGAUAUUCAAUGGAUAUCAAAGUUCUCCUUCUGGACUCUGUCAUGGCUGCAAAAAAGUUGAGGUGUACCUCUUAACUGUAUGAAAAUUCAGGCUGAGAGAAAGCUGAGCAUCACUGAGGUCAUUGCAGUAAUUAGGCAGCAGUCUAGAUUAUCUGUGAGCAACUAGAAGAAAAGUAGAGAAAUCAAAGUGGCAAACUGCACUUGUUGGAUAAAAUAUAUAUCACUUUUUAAAUGCAUCACGUGUUGCCCAUAGUGCAGUCUGCAUGAACAGUAGAAGUAGAAGAGGAGGUUAAGGGGUGAUAUGAUAGCCAUGUUCAAAUAUAUAAAAGGAUGUCACAUAGAGGAGGGAGAAAGGUUGUUUUCUGCUGCUCCAGAGAAGCGGACACGGAGCAAUGGAUCCAAACUACAAGAAAGAAGAUUCCAUCUAAACAUUAGGAAGAACUUCCUGACAGUAAGAGCUGUUCGACAGUGGAAUUUGCUGCCAAGGAGUGUGGUGGAGUCUCCUUCUUUGGAGGUCUUUAAGCAGAGGCUUGACAACCAUAUGUCAGGAGUGCUCUGAUGGUGUUUCCUGCUUGGCAGGGGGUUGGACUCGAUGGUCCUUGUGGUCUCUUCCAACUCUAUGAUUCUAUUAUAGUGGUAGCUUCUGAUUGGUUGUGUUAUGCAUCGUUUGCUAUAACAGUUCUGUAUGUUCAUCAGCCAAAUUAGGCCUCUCCAGCAGUGCAAUUAAAAAAAAAAAGAGAGAAAAAGGUGAAGACCUGAAGAGGAUGGGGAAGCUGAAAAAGGAAAUACUGUGUUAUGGAAAGCUUCACAUGCAGUUGUGACAAUGUUACAUUUGUGUGUGUGGAUGGCAGCAAGAGUAAAACAUGACAGUCUGCUGCAAUGCUCGUUCCACUGAUGAGCAUGGAGUAAAUAAACUUCCUUCCUAGUAAAUCAGGAAUUAUUCACUGUGGAGAAUCACUGCAUUAGGACAACUCUUUCACACAGGUCUCUUAAAUUUUAUAUAUGUCAUUAGUAAGGGAAAGUAAGUGUGAAUGACUGUUAUGGUGUUAGCAAUUCUUGUAGAUGUUCUUCUGGUGUUAUCUGGAUUUUUUUAAGAAAGAGUUUUGUCUAGAGAUGUUCAAGCACUGCAAUGAAACUAUUUCACUUCUUUCUUAACAGCACUGUUCGAAUAUGGGAUUAUACGCAAGAUGCUUGUAUAAAUGUUCUUAGUGGACAUACAGCACCAGUACGGGGAUUGCUGUGGAAUACAGAAAUACCUUACUUACUGAUAUCGGGCAGCUGGGAUUAUACAAUCAAAGUGUGGGAUACAAGAGAGGGAACCUGUCUGGACACAGUGUAUGAUCACGGUGCAGAUGUCUAUGGUAAUAUAUUUUAAUGUUUGACAUUAAUACAUUUUCAGUAGUUUUUGUAUGCUAAAAAAUUGUCGUUCAGUAUUUUAAAACAAAUUUGUUACAAUGUAUUUUAGGAUUAACAUGCCAUCCUAGUCGUCCCUUCACUAUGGCCUCUUGUUCACGAGAUUCUACUGUGAGGCUUUGGUCUUUAACACCUCUAAUAAAUCCUCUCCAGAUAAAUAUAUUGGCAGACAGAUCAUGGGAUGAGAUUAUCGGAAACACUGGUGAGUAAAUAUACACAUAUAUGUGAGCGAUGGAUAGAUAGAUAGAUAGAUAGAUAGAUAGAUAGAUAGAUAGAUAUAGAUGCAUGCUGACUAGGAAUAUACAAAGCUAUCACUUUAUUUCCACAUUUUCCACUCAUCCUCUCGCAUGUUCACAGAAGGUUUUGUGGAGAGUCUUGGAUAUUCUUGCUUUUCAAGUCAAUUUUUGCACAUACAGGAGUCUUAUGUACCUACUCACCCCCAGCUGAAAUAGCAGUAAUGGCAAUUUAUGUGCUUUACACCACCGGUUUGUUUCAUGCAAGUACACUGUUUCUGUAUUGGUCACAAUUCUGGAUGCAGCACAAUUUUUGUGCCUUUUCUUGAUGUACAAAAGCAUAAAACAAUUUGAAAAGUUGGAUCUGCAACUACACGGACUAUCCUGGAGACUGACAGCUACAAGCUAAAAAUUACCGAUUUGCUUGCUUACGUUUGUGCACAUUAAACAUUACCCAUAUAUAGCUCUAGUUGUGUGUAGUUUCACAUGAUUGUGCAUUGAGGUGUGCAUCUCAUUGAGCAUCGUUUACUGACAAGCAUCCCACAUUCAGGGAUGAAUGCUAAUGUGCAUUCAGCUUGCUAUUUUAUCCCUUUCCACCUGGCUUGUGGAAGCAUUUGCCCAGUGGAUAUGCCAGUUAGUUUCUCAUCACAUUGGAAGGUAAAUAAGAGAUAAUGGAGCAUUCAGGACCAUUGCCCACACCAGCAGAACACCAUAUGUGGUAGUAAUCACACUUGCUGGGUUUACUGUGGAAUCCCUAGCUGCAAUUCGCAGGGUGCCAGAGGCCAACAACUAGACAUGCAAAUGUCCACCCAUGAGUGGACUUCGGAGUAUAGCCAUAUAUCCUCCACAUUGUCUUCUCUGUUUCUAACAAGGUGUAUAAAUAUUUGUUUUUAAUAGAUCGUGCUGUUGAAGUAGGUGCUUCUCCUUUGCUAUGUGGCAAAGUAUCUAGGGAUAUUAAACAAGAAGUAGACAAAUUGGCUGGUAAUCCCCGAGGGAGAAAACUGAGGUGGUUUUCCGAAUGUUUAUCAGUAAGUAUUAAAUAGUAAAAAAUUGUGUGCAUGUAAGAUGUAGCUAUAGAACUUUAGUCUCAAUGGGUUAGAUGCAAGGCUGCACUGUAAGUAUAAUAAACCUUUCACAAAAUGGUAUGUUUACUGUAUUAUAUAUUACCAAUGCAUUUUUCACACAUCUCAUUUGUUACAAAAAAUAAUAAACUUGAUUUGUCAUUUGGCAUAUGGAUCUCACAUCAAUUUAGGUGCACAAUAUAGCAUAAAUUAUGACUACCCAUGGGAGUUCUAACAUAAUCAGUGUUUUUAGUAGGGUUGGGUUGAACAGGGUAUGUAAGGUUAAUAAAUCUUUUUUUUUUUUAAUGAUAUUUAUUAAAGUUUCAAAGAAUACAAGAAUUACACAAAGACAAAAAAUAAAAAUACAAGAAAAUACAAAAUACAGAAAAAAGGAUAAAGUUUUUAAGAUAUAACAAAAAAAUGAAAAAUAAAAUGAAACAUACAAAAUAAAAACAGUUAAAAACACGUUAAUUUUCCAUGGCAUAUCUUCCUUAACUUAUUUCCCCGGACCUCCUCGUACCUCCCUUUUUUGUAUUCCAGUUCAGUUUGUUAGUUCAGCAAAUCCUUACCAUUAAGCUUUUACCCAUUUGUAAACCUUUUUUCGUAUCUCUUAAAGCAUUACAGCUGGAAACCACUUAGUUUCUAUCCAACAUCCUUCUAAGAUUUUACAAUAUUUCUGUAAAUAGUCUUUAAAUUUCUUCCAAUCUUCUUUCACCGACUCUUCUCCCUGGUCUCGGAUUCUGCCGUAAGGUUAAUAAAUCUUAUCACCAUCAAUGUUUAUUGCUUAUAUAUAGUAUUUCUAAGAUGGAAAGUACUUCAGAGUCUUCUACUCCCCUUAAAAUUACCCAGUGUUCCCUUUGUACAGAUUGGAAACUACCAAGGCAACUGUGUGUUCAUGGCCAGGUAGGGCUUGGCCAAGUAGAGACAGAAUCCCACACUGAAGCGAGAUUGGUUGGACAAAACAAGCUCACUGAGGCUACUGCAGCUGCUUCCACAAUUUCCUUUAAUAUAAGAGUGAAGGAUAAAUACUUUUGAAGAAAACUGACAGCCCCUGAGUUCAGCUGUCAUAUGCUUUUCCUCUCCUAUUAUAACGGAUGUAAUUCUGUGGAUCCAUUGUCUUAAGUUUAUACAAUGAUGCUGUGCUGUAAGUUAGUAUGUGGUGUGUAUUAUACCGAUUUAGUACAUUUAAGAGAUCUAGCACCUGUGUGGUAACACCUCGCUUUCACCUGGAUUCAAUAUUGGCUUGUUUAAUUUUGAAUUGACCUGUUUUUACUUUUGCACUGACUGGCAAACAUAAUCACUUUCAUUGCAGGUUUAAUUCUGAUAUGGCUUAAACAACAUUGUGUUCCAUUUUUUAUUGUUCCAGCCCCCAGGAGGCAGUAAAAACUUAUGGGAUCUUGUUGCUGUAAUAAAAGGCCAAGAUGAUAGCUUGCUUCCACAGAAUUAUUGCAAAGGAAUAAUGCACAUGAAACAUCUGGUUAGAUUUAGAAUGGUAAGUUAAAUAUGCUGGUUGAUGCAAUAGCUUUUGCUUCCUUUAUUACAAAAGAAAUAAGCUUUUGCUUAUUUCAUUUUGCUUCACAAGGCAAAAUGAUAUUGUGGAAAAAGAAAAUACAUGCAUUUCUUACCAUCUGUGGAAUAUGAACUUAAGAAUAACCCCCUUGGGAACAAGGGUUGCCUACAUUGUCAUGUGAGUCACUUAAUUUUCUCCUAACACUUGUGUUUCCUUGAGCCAGAGGAUUGCUUUAGCUCAGUGAGGUGCAGGCUUGCCUGCUCGUUUUGUUUGUUUAGUCUAUAUUCCUUCUCAUAAGAAUGAGUGGUUAUAAAUGGCAUGUGAACCCUCAGUUCAAUCAAAUUUACAACCAGAUUUCAGAAUAUAACAACUCAGUUUCCUUGUCUGUUUUUCUCAUUUGGUUGUAAAGAAUAUGUAUGUAAAGGUGUGUUUUUUUACCAAUAGGAAUUUCGUAAAGGAAUUUAUUCUGACAGUUUCCAUUGAGAAAUUGUUAUGGGUUUAACCAAUACGAGAUUAAGCACAAUAAAAUAUUUUACAACAGCGGAUACUCCUUAACACAGAAGUCACUGACCUUGUUUGGGGAAAGAGGUUGCCCACUUUGACCAGGCACAUCCUCCUACCCUUUCAGCCUUACAGGUCACCAGAGCUGAAAUAUCUGUGUUGGGGAGAUAAAGUGCAGCAGCAUUUCUGCUCUGCUUUAACAUCUCUUCAUUUCUGCUCUGCUUUAACAUGGAGAUUGAGGCCGUACGUUUGGGCAGUUUGUCAAGGCUUAACUCAUGUUAUAGGCAAAAACUUGAUGGGAUUUUUUUUCCCAAUUUUCAUCUUUCAGUCCAAAGCCCAAGAACUUACUACUGUGAAGAUGUCUAAGUUUGGAGGAGGAAUUGGUGCACCAAGCAAGGAAGAAAGGCUAAAAGAAGCAGCAGAGAUACAUCUAAGACUUGGGCAAAUUCAGAGAUACUGUGAACUUAUGGUGGAACUUGGACAGGUAAACACUACAUUAUGAUAUGAUAAAAGAGUUCAGUGUACACUUGAGAGGGGAGGGGAGGUGGCAUUUUCUCCCACUUCCCUGAGUUUCAGACCAGAUGUGAGUAUCACUCUGGAACAUAUAUAUCAGGCAUAGGAAGACAUGGCCCUCCAGAUGGUUUGGGAAUACAACUCCCAUCAUCCCUAGCUACCAGGACCAGUGGUCAGGGAUGAUGGGAACUGUAGUCUCAAAACAUCUGGAGGGCUGAGUUUGCCUAUGCCUGAUAUAUAUUCCUUCCAACUCAUUUGUUUAUAUAUUUAAUGACACAUGUGGACAAAUGAAAGCGCCCUGUGCGCUAGAUAUGCAUGACAAAGGUUCAAAUGCCUUCUGAAAGGUUGGGUUUUGUUCUGUGUUAAUGUUGCUGUAGUUACUGCUGUGCAUUUAAAAUACCCCAUUCGUGUGUUUAAGAAGCAUUUUUUGUAGCUAGUAUUGUUAUUAUUUGUACCUCAUAAUAACUAUAACAGUGCUAUUGCCAUGGGACUAAUGGUGCUGGAUUUUAUUUUUAUUUUGUCAACCUUGCUGAAACUUUUAAUAAACUGGCGUGUGUGUGUUUGUGUGUGUGAGAGAGAGAGCGCGCACACACACACCUCAUUCCCACAACUAAGCAUAUUGCUUACAUUAAAUGAGGUCUAUCAUAUUCAUGGGACGCAGGUGGCGCUGUGGGUUAAACCACAGAGCCUAGGACUUGCUGAUCAGAAGGUCGGCGGUUCAAAUCCCUGCAACGGGGUGAGCUCCCGUUGCUCGGUCCCUGCUCCUGCCCACCUAGCAGUUUGAAAGCACGUCAAAGUGCAAGUAGAUAAAUAGGUACCACUCUGGUGGGAAGGUAAAUGGUGUUUCCAUGCGCUGCUCUGGUUCACCAGAAGCGGCUUAGUCAUGCUGGCCACAUGACCCGGAAGCUGUAUGCUGGCGGCUCCCUCGGCCAAUAAAGCAAGAUGAGUGUUGCAACCCCAGAGUCGGCCAUGACUGGACCUAUGGUCAGGGGUCCCUUUACCUUUACCUUUAUCAUAUUCAUAGUUAGUAUGCUGUUGAUGUCUUCCAUAUAAAAAUAAUACAUUACAAGACAAAUGCAGGAUACCCAACCCACCCUGGGUUGCAAGUGAGAAUUGGUGGGCAGCCAGGAAGGAUUAAGAAUCCUUUCCUAUCUGAUGAUUAUCUCCUGCAAAUGUCCUCCCUUCUCUCUCCUGCAUUACUGUUAACCAGAAAAUGUAUUUUGAGAAAGCUGUGUCUGAAAAAGUUACAGUACUUUCACCCUUUAUGAUCUCUGGAAAAAAUUACUUCAAAACGACUGUAUUUUAAAACACUGUGAAGUAAACAUACAAUUCUUCAGUGAUUCUACUGUGAAGGGUAACAAAUGACGUACUGGCUUCUUAAGUGACAUCAUUUUUUCAGAUAGUACUCAUUUUUAAAUAGGAAUAGAAAGGGCUAAUUUGUUAAAGUUGUCCAUAUAAAGGGAAGAGAAUUAGAAAUGGAAACUGUUUUUCAAAAACCGUUGAGUGAUGCAUGUUUCUUGUGUUGAGAUGGAAAUAAUGACAUAUUCUGUGUUUUAGUGGGACAAAGCUCUCUCAGUUGCACCAGGGGUAUCGAUGAACUACUGGAAGAAAUUAAUGCAAAGGUAAGAUGCGAAUUCUAAUUUAAGUCACCCUUUUGUAUUAUGAGCCAUAGGCCUGAAUCCAACACAGAGUUUGGCAUGCUUAAGUCCACUGAUUCUUGUAGGCUUAAGGAAACUUAAUUCUGUGUUAGAUUCAGGAGUGACUAUAGCAUCACAUGCUGCCUCCCUUGCCUCCCUCCAGAAAUCCCCCCUCCCCCGUUCUUCUGGCAUCUUUAACCACAAUUAAGUUGAUUACCAGUACUUUUCAACUUUGUUAUAAACCUGGUGUUAGGGCUGAGCAAUCAAAUAAGUGGCCAUAUUUACAGAAAUGAUUCAUAGUGGUAGAAACAAACCUAUCUCUUCAAAAUAUAUCUUCAAACUCAUGUCCUGCUUGCCAUAGACAUCUGUUUUUAUUUGCAAACCCUGGUUAGGAAGGAAUCUGCAACAGUCAUGUAAAAGUUGUAUCUGGUGAUGCAUUUUUCAAUUAGUUAUUUGAAACUAUCUGCGUAAAUGCUUGAGAGUGUAAGUUUUUGGAAACAGUGCUUUUGGGAAGAGUUUUGUGUCUCUCAGAAGGUUAUAUAUAAAUCUUGAUGCCUCACUGAUGUUCUUUGAAUGGAUCUGAUACUAAACAUAAAUGAACUUAAUAACGGCAGUGCUUUCAAUUUUGAUUAGGAGAGCUGACCAGUUAAUUCAGGAAGAAAAUGAUGAUGUUAUUCCAUACUGUAUAGCAACUGGUGAUGUGAAGAAACUUGUCACAUUCUUUACUUCAAGAGGCCAGCUUAAAGAAGCUCUGCUUGUUGCACAGGUACCACUGUACACAAUAGUAAAUAACUCUUUUAAGAUGUAAUAUAACUUUUGCUAUACUCUGAUACCUGUUGUGUUGUUACCUAAAUCAACAAGAAAAACAAACUGAGUAGAAAAAUUAUGUUAGAACCAUGAAAUUAUUAAAUAAAAGGAAGGGAUAGUAAAGCUCUAGAUUUUCCUGCUUCUGCAAAGAAUAAGAAUUUCCAUCCUGUUCCACAAUUUACUUAUAGGCUGGUGACAUUAAAGCUGGUGUUUAUGAUGCCUGCAGUCCUGAGUUUUAAAAGCCUAGUAAUGAUAGACCUGUUUAGCCUACACUAUUGUCAGAAUCCUAUACCUGUGGAUUGGUACCAGUGCCAGGUAUUUUGUGUAAUGGUGGCACUAAUAGAGCUAGGGAAUGGUUUCAGUGUAUUGGAAUAAAAAUCAAACAAACAGACCUAUAUUAGCUACGAAACAAAGCUUGGCAGCUUUUGCUAAGAAUAUCAUUCUGUUGUGGAUAAUAGAAGCUUAUACAUCCUAAUCAAAGUACUUGGAAUUUUACUCUCCCACAUUUACAACAUAACAGGAUAGCUCCCUGACUUGUAAUAAAUAUUCUACCAUCAGUUUGAGAUGUACCAAUAUGGUUGUUCCAGAUGGUAGCCGGGCUGUUUUCUCCUACUGUGAUAGGACUGUUCCCAUUUCACUGUUAACCCCUUUUUACAAAUAAUAUUACCAAUAAGACAAUGGUUUAUGUUGCUUUUGAUUGACUUAUUUUUUUUACUGAUUUUAGUCAGCAUGUGAAGGAAAUAUGCAAACAUCCGAGUGUUUAGAAUCAAAUGGAACAGCGGAUUUGGAAGGAAACAGCAUGGAAGAUUACACUGAGUGAGUCACUGAGUGGUUAUUAUUCAUAUGUUAUCUUGUUGUUGUUUUUUGUUGGUCACAAAAUUAAUGUGGCAUUUUUAAUUGAGAUUUGACAAAUUUUUUUUUACUGAAUUUUGUAAGCUAUUGAUUUGCCAUAUCUUUGUUGUCCCUUCUGAGAUGGGGGACACAUUUACGAUUAAAUUAUGACUUACAUGGUAUGUGAACCAGGGCACUAUAUUCCAAUAACCAGUGCUUUUUUUCCCCUAAAAAAUGUUUAGGGGUACUCUCAUUUUCCUACUCAUAUUGAAAUACUGCCCCUCCAUGAGGCCAAACUUUGAUUCACAAAUUGUUUAGGGGUAGGCAUCCCCCUGCGUCCCUCCAGAAAAAAGCACGGCCAAUAACCAAAACUAAUUUAUGAUUGGACUGCCUCAUGCUGUGGUGGUGCUGACCAAACUUUCAGAUAGUAAAGGAGAAGGAUGCACUAACAACAUCUGGUAGAUUUAACUACUUUUAAUUAUUUAAUCCAAAUUUUUCCUAUUUUUGUUUAUUUCUAGACUCCUGCACAAAGUUAGUAAAGAAUUGUCUGAGUGGUAUUUUCAGGAUGGCUGUGCGGUGCUAGCUGCUUGCUGCCAUUUAGCUGUUGAAAACAUUGAGGUAAAAGUAUUUUCUGUUUACUCUAUACCAAAAUUGAAAUGUGCAGAAUAAUUACUCUUCGUUUUGUACAUUUGCAUACAUUCUAUUAAAUUUUUUAAAAACAAUCCUGUUAUGUAUAAAUAAACUUGUUUUUUUACAUCAUAUUGAUCCAAUGGGCAGUGUGGAAUAAAGACACAUAGGAAAGAUGCAUGGUCAGCAAUAACAAAGGGAACAAAUAAUUGAAAGAAUUUUUAAAAGCCAUUCCUAUUAGCCGGAUUCUGUUGUCACAUCACUUUAGGAGAUGUUACCAUUACUUUCUAGUUAGUUUUUUACCGUGUUCAUUCCUUACAACAUGCAAUGCUACAAAGCAGGUGAUGAAAAUUCCUGCAAGCAGCAGCUGAUAAAGUUGUGGGAAUAACAGGCCUCAAAGCCUAGCAACACUACUACUGUGGUGGAGAAAGUCCCUUUUCAAGAUAUGUUUUUAUGUACCUGCUAUCUAGAUAUUAAAGCUGACCCCAAGAUGCCAUGGAUACUUGCUGACCAUUUCAGGAAACAGUAAUUCCCAGGGGAGUUCCUACAAUUGUCCCUAAAAUGCAGAUAGUGUAGAUAGUGUUGAUAGAUAAGAAACAUCAGCUCCUGGUGGAUAGUAAUUUCUCCCCUGUCACAUCCCCCCUUAGUCCAUAUCUAAGAGCCAAGCCUGCAUCAAAGCCAGAUUUCCAGUUUGCUAGGCCCAAAUUCAUAAGUAGCUCUAAACUUUGCCUCUUUCCAAAGUAUUGAUUUUCAAAAGGUCUUUUCCAAUUGCGCUCUUCCCCUUGAGAAAUGACACCUGAGAGAGUGGAAAGGCAGCACACACAGGCUAAAGAUCCUAUUCCCAUUCUCCUUAACAAUCUCUUAAAGGGAAACCCUUCAUUAGUGGACAAAUAACUAUUUCUGGUGGCCAAUACCUUCCACUGUGGAUAAACCCUCUGCAGGGAUGGGGAAACAUUCUAAAAUGCCGUGUCCGGGCGAGAGGAGGUGCUCACUGGCAAGACGGUGGGCUGCCAUUAUGAGAUCUUUAGAUGCUUUUCAUAUUGGAAAGGUUGGAUGAGUUACAGAAAUUCCUGUUUAAAUUUUCUAGAAGUUGGCAAUAGCUUGGGUUGACGUGUCUCUUCUAUUUAAAAUAGUAAUUCACUUUUAGCUGGUUUGCUUAUAGACAAAAUAUUGCUUGCAGUGAUAUAAAGUAAAGCAGGUCAAACUAUGAGUCUUGUUCAUUAAUGCAUGUUUUUGUCACUCUUUAAUGUAGCAUUGGAAAGUAAAUAUUUUACAAUGCUGGUCUCAAUGAAUCCUAAGUGUUUGUGAUGCUUAAUGAUAUGAUUUUCUUAUUGAGCAAGCUUGCCAUGGCAAACCUGAUUCGUGGAAAUGAACUGGAAUUGGCAGUCAGUGUGGGUACUGUCUUAGGAGAAUGUGCAGCGCAAGCAACACAAUAUGCGCUAGAGUUACUAGCAAGAAAAUGUAUGACUAUAACAACAUGGUAAGAACUUCUUACUCCAAAGAAUGUUUCACUCUAACAAACCUUGGACACUUUUAUAGAACACCAGAGUCUCAUAUUUUGAAAACAGCAACAACAACUUUGAGGAACCUUUGGUUUUUUUAUCCAUAAGAAGCUAUUAAAAAGUAAAACUCAACUACAGUAGCAUAUUAUGAACAAACACCAAUAUUCUUAGAGCAGAAAAAUGUCGUUUUAAAUUAGCAAGAACAAGUCAAUAGGUUUUCAUUUGGCUAGUACCAAGUGCUUCCAUAUUGCAGGAGUAAUCACUACCAUAUCAGUAGGCAGGGUAGAUUUUUGAGACAGUUCUAGGAUUUGUGCUCUGCUUGAGUGACUAAAGUGCACCAGGAACAUGCUUGUGUGUGUCCACAUUUGUCUUUACCACCUUUGUGAUUCCACCUCAGUUAGAAUCAGUUAUUCUGAGUACCUUUUGAGCCUAUUUUUUCAAUCCACAAACAUUAAAACUACAUCUCACAGAUUGAAUGCCCCGUGCAUAAAAUGGACAUAUGACUAAGUUGCAGCAAGUACAGAUUGCUAGUGCGCACACAAUAAUCUACGUUGAUUUUCUGACCCAUGUGGCUGAUUUGACAGAUAAUCCACGAGGGAAUAAAUCUGCACAUGUUGAAAUGAGCCAAAAGGGUGGCGUGAGAAUCGUCCCCUAAUCCUCAAUUUAGAUUCAGAUAAUGUGAAGAAAUCCAGCAUAGUUUGUUUCAAAUUUUGGGGUGAUGUUUUGCUUUUCUCCUUUCAUUUUGCUUUGCGUAUCCAAGCAAAGUGUUAUGGGAUAACUAUUAGCCUCAUGGUUUUGAUAAGGGUUGGAAGAAAAUGGUUACUUUGGAUUGUGGCUUAUGUCAGGAGUGCAGUUUUAAUAGAACUCGUUUUUUUCUGUGACUAAAUGAUAGCGUCCAAAAUCUGUUCUUAAUUUCAGGAACACUUGUCUUGCAUGUAGCUGCUAGACAUAAGUGGAUGAGAGAAAUGUAUUGGCAGUUGCCACAUUAUGGUAGGGGAUGUGAAAAGGGACACCCCACCCCCGUCCUCUAAGUUUAGCAAUUGCUCAGUCUUCUCCAGCUAUAACAAAGUCUUGGAGAUUGCCUUUCUGUUAUCAUUUAUGUUUCUCAGCUCCUUGGCAAACAAAUAAAAUGAAAGAGGAAGGUGCAGAAAUGUAGAGGCCCACAGUUGUUUUAAGGUAUGUACAGGAGAGGCCAAAGGGAAACAAAAUAUAAGCAAAAAUCAGGCGGUGUUGCCCAUGACCCACACUGCACCAAAAUUAACUUUGGUGAGGACAGCAGUAUGUGUUGCACUUUCUGUGAUGGCAUGCUGUAACCUUCCUGAGUAUAGCUGCAUACUGAGAUGGCUGCGGAGCUUAUAGCUAAGCCUUUCUACUCCUUGCAAAAUCAUAUGCUUGUGGAAUCCAAUCAUACAAACCAGAGUUUGUAUGAUUGGAUUCCACAAGCACAAUGAAUUCACAAUCCAACUUCUUGCAAGCACUCGCAGCUUUAUCCUUUGCUUCCCAUUUAAGAGAGCGUAAAGCUUUUAGCAUAUUGCUUUCCGAGUCAAUAGAGCUUUUUUCUUUUGCAGCUUGGGUGAUAACCACUACUAGCCAUACUCUCAGUAAAUCCAAUAAAAUCAGUUGAUUUGAGUUAUUCAAGUUAUUCUCAGUAUUAUAUUUCCCAUAGAUUGUAAAAUGUGAAAUAAAAUCAUGACCAAGAAAAUGAAUAUUGGAAUUCAUUAUUGCCUAAAGCCUUGCGAUUUGGGUAAUGUUUUGUUUUGUUAACGGUAGGAUUGUUUUUACAUAAAAAGUCAAAAGAUAGUUAACAUGGGACACAUAAAAUUGCAGUUUGCAUGUUGGAUGUAGUAGAAGCAGAAUAAGAAUUUGGAGCUGUCGGUUCCUUUCCCUGCUUUUUUAAAAAAAUCCCAGCUUCUUCCCCAGCCUCUCACCAUUUGUCCUGUGUGUGUUUAGUAUAUGAAUGCUGUUUUUGUCUGUUACAUUUUGAAUAUCUUUGUUUUAGCUUUCCAUCACCUGGAUACAGGUACAUUCUUUUCUCUAGAAGGACAUUCUAAUCUAUCCUCUGCAAAGCAUGACAUUUCGGGUUAGACUGAAAAGAAAAUCCUUCAUCCUCUGCUGGCUUUUCUAAUAGAACAAAAUACUUUGCAUUUUAAGUAGAAUAGACUGGCUGAAAAGAAACAUAAUGGGUUAUUGAUGAGAAUUCAACCUGUAAGAACAAAAAGGGCAUAUCCUUAAGAUAUCCCUCUCCUCUCAUGGGAUUGUCCCAUGCCUUCACGAAGAGGAACAUUUGCAGUUCUGACAGUUUGAUCCUGAUACUAUACUAGCACAUAAGAACUGAGGUUAGUGAUUCAACAGCUGUGGUGUUUGAAUACUUAAUAUUAUGCCAGCAUUGCAGCCGUGUUAAUGGCAACACUGGAGAUUGGCUCCAAUAUUUAGGUUUUCCUAAAACCUUUCUUUGGCCAACCGUUUCUUGAAAGUUGAUGGCUGCCUUGCCAGCCAAGCAAUAGAAGGAUCAUAAUCUAUCCUAAGUGAACAUUUAUUUGGGCAUAUGCAGAUGUACAAAUUGGUAUACAUACUUGCCAACUAUUUCUUGGAGCACAGAUGGCAAAUAGCUUUCUGUAAAAGCACUCCUCCAGUACUUAAAAUAUAAUCCCAUGGGGAGCAUUACUCAAUAAACAAAGCAAUUGCUAGUCAUACACCUGAGGUUCUUCGUUCAUGCAAGGCUCUGGUAUAUGAAGAUGCAGAAUUUCCCCCUUGAUAGUGUCAUGGAUAACACAGUGUGCACAUUCCCAUUUUGUGUAUGGAGGUUCCCUGAUACAGAAUGGUGAAUGAUGGAUUCAUUUGGAUUUUCAUCAUUCCUGACUAUUGGCCAUUCUUGCUAGGAGCUGGAGUCCUACAGCAUCUGGGAGGCCACAUGUUUCCCAUCCCUUCAUUGUGAUAACAACUUGUUAGGCUCAUGUACUAUUGACUAUAUAAUGCACACCAUCUACAGUGAACUAAGACAGCUUGAUAGCAGCAAUAUUUCUGGAGUUGCAAGAUGUGUUUUCUAAGAGGUCACAGACUGCCUAUAAUCAGGGGUGCCCAAACUUUUUUCAAAGAGGGCCAGAUUUGAUGAAGUGUACAUGCGUGAGGGCCGACCGGAGCUGCUGAGCUUUUUGUUGUUGAGCUUUUUUAAGGAUUUUAGCCCAGGACAUAUACUGCCAUGGGGGCCAGAUUAAAUCGGCCGACAGGCCGGAUUAGGCCCCCAAAACAGAUUUUGGACAUGCCUGGCCUAUAUAGUUGCUGAAAAUGGAAUAAACUUAGUAGCUGUUUAAUUUUUUUGAAAUGAUACUGAAAGAUGUGGUCUUGAUCUUGAAUGAUAAAUCUACCUGAAUUUGAUUUUUGUUGUUGUUCAUAGAAUUGUAUUUUAUGACUUCACCAAAGCAUGUCCAAAUUACCUGAAGUGUUCAUACAUAGCUGUUUGCUAUCCUAGGGAUCUGAAAAUAGUAAUUUGAUAGUGGCCCAAGCAUGAGAGAUGGAGAGUGGAAGCUUCUGCUUUCACUUUAGAACAAGCCACAGUUCUCUGUAAUGACCAAACAGAAGUAGCAGUUUGUUCUAGUGGUCAUUUGUUUUGUUAAUUGACUUUCAUCGGAACACACCACAGUUCCUCAAGCUCAAUGCAUUGUGAAACUGUGGUUUGUUGGAAAGUAGGAAGCUUUUUCACUUCCCCAUCUUGAGGCUUGCUGCUGUUCACCCAAAUCAUGGUUUAGGUGAUAAUCUGAGUCAGGACUGUGUACAUCCGUUUUACAACUGCAUUAAAGGCUGUUGAGCUCAUUGUUAGUAGGCAGUAUCUUCUACAUUACCACACUCUCUUCCAGAGCUGUCCGCUGCAUAAAAGUAGCUUCACCUCACCUACAGUUUCACAGCCAGUUAAGAGAGGAAUGGGAGCAGAACAAGUAAUCUUAAUUCUGGCAUUGCUCACUGCCACCUUUUCACAUUGCUAAAUAACUGUGGCAUGUUUGUCUUUUCACAGGGAUUUAGCAGCAGAUCUUCUUAUGAUGAUCCCCAAUAAUGAGCUACAGUUAGUAAAGCUUUGUGCUUUCUAUCCUGGAUGCACAGCAGAGAUAAAUGACCUACAUGAAAAGGUACACUUAAGAGGUCAACUGUCUCUUAACCAUUUAUGUGAGUAGCAGAAGAAGUUUUAUGUUAAUUUGCUAAUACCUAGAUCCAUUUAUUUUAGGAUUCUUCCUAUUAGAGUGCACUAUAAUCAUAAUCCUCUAUGUUAUUUAUUACCUUUACUUUUUUUAAAAAAAAAUGCUAUCCAAGUCCUGUAUGCACAGGAAGAAGCAGUCAUUUCCUGUUGGACAUACCAAUAUUUUUUCUUGUGGAUGGCAAUAGAAAGUUUCUCUACAGAUGAAGCUUAGUGUGCAUAACUGAGCUGUUGAUCUGUGGCCUUAUUAUAGUAUUAAGGUAUCUACAUCAGCUUGAAAAGUAGGUUUACACAGAAUACUCUUUUCUGAUGGAAAGGAUAAUAUAGAUUUAGCUGUGUGUACAAUGAGUGAAGUCCGGUUUUGUUCAGGCGUGAUACUGCAAUGCAGAGGUGUCCCGCAGGACUUAACAGAGCCCUGUUUUCCUAUCCCAGUGUAAGGAUGUAUAUAUGUGCAAGGGCAUUAUGGUGAAUGAGAAGUCUGGACAUACAUCUCCUAUGUAUGCCAUACAGAUUACUUGUACUCUGGAGCAUACGGUAAAUAAUGUACCUAGUGCAAAGACAAGGGGCUCAGGAUACACAAAUUGCACACAGACUUUCCACUCCCUGUAAUGUUCCUUUGCACUGCCUGGGAAAUAAACUGGUUUUAAGUUGUGGGGAACAUUUCAUGUUGGACACUGCACCCGUUCUUGUGCAAAACCCCAGCUUUCCGUACAAAUAUUGUCAUAAAUGUUGUUUUGUAAAUGUUUUGUUUUUCAGUGCAGCCUACCAGAUGUAGAAGAAUGUAUGCAGUUAGCAGAGACAGCUCAGGAGGAAGGAAAUAUAUUUGAGUCAAUAAAGUAUUAUUUGUUAACUAUAGAACCAGAAAAAGCACUUCCAAUAGGCAUUCAUUAUGUGAAAGGUAGGCUUCUUAAUGAGUCAGAAAAUCUAAAAGAUUAAUAUUUGCUUGGUUUUUCCGUUCUUCAACACUUUAAACUUUUCUUCUCCUUUUCUGUUUGACAGAACAAAUCAGUAGCUCAGAUUGGACCUUGGACUCAGUCUGUCCAUUUCUUGAUCUGCUAAGCUAUAUCCGGACAGAAAAGUUGUUACUUCAUAAAUGUAGUGAGUAAGUAUGCUUUGUGAAAGUUGUGAAAUUGAAUCUGAGCUAUUUCUGUGGUUAGACUUUAUUUACCCCUGUGCCCUCCAUUGCCAGUACGUCUUAAAUAGCCCCAGCACAACUAAGCUGAAGAGAAAUAAAGUAAAACCAGAGCUGACCAUUUUAAACAGAUGAACAUAGGACAAUUUUAGAUGAGUUCAUGUAUAAUAAUAAACAGAUUCUGUUUUUUGUAGAAGUGCAGUUGACUUCUGCAGUGUUUUAUUCUAGAGCAUGUUGAGGUCAGAUCUUCACCUCAUUAUAAAGAAUACUUAUGGUAAAAAAUGCAUUUUUCUGCAAGCAUUUUUUUUAAACCAUGUAUUCUGUAAACAUGGGAUAUUGCCGGUUUUUGCUGGCUUUAGAUAUGCUUCUGGAUUGGAGAUAUUCUCUGUGCUAGAUGUUUUUAGGGCCCUGUGCACAGAGAACCACCCACACUGCCAUAAAUCCAGUGCUGUCACCGGGCCACUAGGCUGUCAUUUUAGUGAUGGGUAGGUGAACCGUUGCCAAGAUCUGCUCCCAUCUGCAGUGGCCACCCACCACUUUAAUUUGCCCAGAAUGUAAUACCCAGUAUGGAUGGGAGCUGAGCUUGGUUCUCAUUCAUAAGUGACAUCUCCACCUGCCCAGUGCUAACCUGCUGUCCAAUGAGGAAACUGAUUUAAGUGGUAGCACCACUGGAGAAAAGUGUGUGAGAGAAGUGGAGGAGAAAGGGUAUGUGGAAGUGUGAGGAGCAAAAGGCCCCUUAAGUUUGGAGCUGGCACUGCUUUUGCUGUUUUGUUUUGUUUUGUUUUGUUUUGUUGUUUUAUUAUGUUUUAAACAGAUGUUAAUUUACUGCUUUGAAAGAGAGUAUGGGUUUUAUCCAGAGUUGUCCAUGUGGAUGUGGAACAGACUUCCGCUUAAGCAGUGUGACUUCAACAUCAUCUCCUCCCCACUGCAGUUCUCCUGUGACCUCAGAAUCUGCUCCAAAUGAUUGGGGUGGGGGGUGGCAGCUCUGGAGUAUAUUUGGGAGCCAACUGAGGAAGGAGAGAAGGUCCCAUUGCUCAAUAGUAAACAAGUUUUAUGUCUAUGAUCUUCUUUCAUAAUGAUUGGGCAAAAUAAUGGAAGCACUUAUUAAUGUUCUUCUAUUUUCAGAUUUAGAAACGAGUUGUUAAUAUUGUGUGGUUACAUUGGUGCAUUACUGGCUAUUAGAAGACAGUACACUAGCAUUGUGCCAGCACUUUAUGAAUAUACAAGGUAAUUCUUUAUUACACAAUAGUUGCAUCCAUUGGAAUUAUGAUGGAUUUGAUUGUUUCCUUUUCUCCAAUGCUGUCAAUUAUUACUUAUGAUGUUCCUUGGCACUUGAAUAGUGAUUAAUCCCUUUGAAAUUGGCUUAGUCUUUGUAAAAUAUAAUUUCUCAGCUGCCUUGAUUUACUUGGCAUAUAACAUGGGCACCACAAACACUGUUUCAAAGGGACAUUGGGAUUUUCUAGCAUAAUGUUCCAAAUGGGUUUUAUUUUGCAACUCGAUACAAGGAAAAGAAAUAAGAAAUACUAAUGAGAGAUAGCUUCUAUUUUUUUAUAGCAAAGAUGAACUAAACAUAUGGAUGUGGUAGUCUUAACAAUUAUUAUUAGUUUUUUUUUGCAUAGGUUAUAUGUAAUACUUUAGGGGUUAGAGCAGGGGUCUGCAACGUUUUUUCAGGCCAGGCUGGUCCACUCCCUGGCAUCCACUCCCCAUGCAUGCCCGUGCGUGCGCUCAAGCUAUUUCUGGGUUGGAAGAGUGCCGGAAAUAGCGUGUGUGCAUGGGCGCUCCUCCGCCCUAGAAGUGCGCUGGAAAUAGUGUGUACGCAUGCGUACAGGCGCUCCGGGUGAGGAGCGCAUGUGCACACACACUAUUUCAGGCACUCCUUCAACCCAGAAGCCAGUUCCUGUGGCGAGGAAAAAAAUGGCGCCAUGAAGAAAAGAGCACAGAAUCCCCAUGCCUAUCCAUGGAACGGCCUUGGGCCGGUUCCAGGAAGCUCAUGGGCUGGAACCGGCCCAUGGGCCUUAGGUUGCCGACCUCUGGGUUAGAGUGUUACAUCUGAUGGAAUGGGCCUGGGUUAGACAACACUAGCCAGGGCUAGUGUUUUCCAGAUGUUUUGGACUACAAUUCCCAUCAUCCCUAGCCUACAGUAACACCAGUUGUAUCUAGAGCACUACUUAGUUGUAUUUUAUUGGAUUUAUUUCAAAAAUUGUGAAUCUAGUAUGUGGAUAAGGAGCUUCAAGGAAUGCAGCCUGCUGUAUGUUUCUUCAGUCUUUCCCUUCCUGCCUCCAUAGCUGCUAUAAGCAGGAAAGAGUUGAUCAGCUUGGUUUGGGAGGUAAUUGCAUGCCCAGUUGCAGAGAACCUAGCUGCCAUUAUUGCCUCCUUGCAAUAAUGCCUCCUUGCAAUAAUGCAAGCCUCCUUGACUGCCGUGAAGGAGGUGGUUGUGAGACUGCUUUGAAAACCUCAGAUUGUGCUAAAUAUAGCACAGUUGGUAGAGCAUGAGACUCUUAAUCUCAGGGUCGUGGGUUCGAGCCCCAUGUUGGUUUGGACUACAUGGUCCCUUCCAAUUCUAUGACUGACAGGUUGCAAAUAUACCUUUCUUGUGCCUACUGUGGCAUUUGCCAUAUAACCCAGACAAUCUGCACUAAUUUCAGUCUGGCUUCAAACCUGGGUUUUGCCCCCAAACUACCUUCAUUUCUAUGAUGAUUGAGGAAUGCCAAGAUGGCAGAUGGAGUGAGACCCUUCAAAUUCUCCUGGGUCUCUCAAUGUCUUUUGAUAUGAUUGAUCAUGGCAUCUUUCUAGACUGGCAGUUGGGGGAUAGUGCAGUUCAGUACUUGUGUUCUGAUCUAGGCUAUCAUUUCCAGCAGGACAUAUGCUAUGGUGUGCAACAGGGCUCCAUUUUGUCCCUGUGCUGUACAUGAAAAUGCUAUCUGGAGAAAUGGAGUGAGGGGUCAUCAAUAUGCAGAUGACAGCCAACUCUAUUUCUCCUUUUCAUCAGAUUUUGAUGAGGCUGUUGAGAUGCUGAAAUGAUGUGUGGAAUCAGUAAAGGACUGGAGAAGGACCAAGAAGUUGAAACUCAAUUCAGACAAGAAAGAGGUUCUGCUGGUGGAUGGUUCAUCUGGUUUGGGAGAUGCUAUUCAGUGUGAUUUGGGUUGCAUUCUCCCUAAAGGAUUAGGUUUGCAGCUUUUGGUGCUUCUAAAACUGGACUUUAGAGGUUCAAAUAAGUUUCACCUGCUAAAGGAGGUGUGUCAGCUAUCACCCCUCUGGCCAAAGACCCUGGACACAAUCCAGUAUUAUAUCUCAGUUAGACUAUUGUGAGUCAUUGUAUGUGAGACUGUCUUUGAAAACUACUUGGAAACUUCAGGUAGUCCAAAAUGAUGCACCAAAAUUACCAAGACUGGUUGAUUGGAAGACAUCUAGCCAGUUUUAAAAUUAUUAAGGAUAAUGGUCUGUUUCUGAGCACAAUGCAAAGUGCUGGCUGGGACUUACCUUUAAAGUGUGUGCAUGGCUUGAGAGCCCCAGGUACCUGGAACAGCUCUUUCUUUUAUAUGAACUUCCCUGGGUAUUAAAAUUUCCAAGGGCCUUUCUCCAUGUCUCCUUGCCUUACUUCUGGAGGCGAGCAGAGAUAGGGCCUCCUCUGUGGUAGCUUUAAACCUUCUCCAAGAUAUACUCACCUGGCCCCAGUCUGAUAUUUUUUCCAUACCAUUUUUUUAUCUUAUUUGCUCAGGCCUUUCAGUUUUGUUAGUUUUAUCCUUUAAAAGCUGCUAGCUUUUAAAUAAAUUUCAUUGGUUUUAUUAUUUGUGUCUUAAAUUCUUGUGAGCUGCUCUGGAACUCUGUACAAAGGAGAGGGAUAUUGUAUUAAAUACCUGGAAGAUUGACUUCCAUGGUGGUCCUGUUAACAAUUCAACCAGGCCAUCAACAGCAGGUAUUUUUCAUAAAAGUCUCUGAGACUGAACUGAUUUCAAGGAAUUAUAGAGGAUAUGAAACAAAAGGGUAGGCAGGUGAUUCUUCACUCGCACUAAGGCCUGCUGAUUGUGACAUAAUGUGUUUUUCAAAACUGGUGGAAGUAGUUAUAUCUUCCAAGUGCUCUCAAAUGGAACUGGGGAGAGGGGCUUGUUCAUUUGUUGUAAUUUUUUGUGUAAUAUAUAUAAUAUUUAUUGUUGCCUGCCAAAAACCUUCCAUAUGGGGUGAGAAAGCAGUCUGUAUAAUUUGUAUGCAGUUUUUAAAAGUUUGUUCAGAUUGCCCAAUUGUAUAGAGCUAGAAUUUGUCAUAUGCUUUCAAAACUUCUGUUACACUGCAUUCUUUUCCAGCCAGCUUUUAAAAAGACGGGAGGUGUGUGUACCCCUGAAAAUUGAACAACUCUCUGAGGAACUAGAUGCUUGGAGAGCUUGUACUCAAUCACUAAACAAGUAGGUGUACAAUGACAAUAAUAGAAUUUUAGAUGAUUUGAAUUUGUGAUCUUUUGUCUUUUAGUAGAGGACAAAUGUAUCAGAAAUUCUGUUAACUUUUAGAUGCUUUUUUUAAAAAAAAAAUUCUUGUUUGUAUGUUUCAAGUCAAGAAAACUAUUGCAAAUAAUGAUAUAUAUUUCUCACACAGAUCUGCUGAUGAAUUGCCCCCUACACCCCCAUCUGAAUUGCAACAAGAGAUAUAUGCGACACUGACGUCUAGAAUAAAAGAGGAACCUCUGAAAGUAACAAUUGGACCAGAUUACGUUACAGGCUCUAACCUUCCUAGUCAUUCAGAUGUUCACAUCUCUUGCUUGACAGGAUUAAGGAUACAGGUAUUUCUUAGUGGAGCUGGAUUACAUUUAGGAGAAGUUUGAAAGUAUUAACUUCUGCCACAAUUUCUCUCAAGAGUACUGUAUUUUUAAAAUGUGUAAUAUUUUGCUUCCCUCCCCCCAUACUUCUUACAUCCAACAGGGUCCAGUGUUUUUCCUUGAAGAUGGAAAAUCCACAAUUUCACUCAACGAUGCGUUAAUGUGGGCAAAAGUGAACCCUUUCUCUCCACUGGGUACAGGAAUACGGCUCAACCCAUUCUAA